AUGACUGUGCUGGCAGACUCCAUUGAGCAGCAGCUCAGCCCACCCACAGGUCUCAAUGCGAUGUUGUAGCCAGCUGAAUUGACUGAUGCUUUUUAUUAACUCAGAGCUGCUAUUGAUCAAAAUGGAGCCUCAGUUGGCUUCAUGAAAAGCUAUACAUCUUCCCCCAGGCACAGGCUGUAUCCACUGUCAGCUAUACACUAACUGCAUUACAUGUCACUAAGUGGUUAUGUUGACUAGACUAUCAUUUCAAUGCAAUAAUUAAUUGUGUUUGGGCGGUUUUAAGUUGUGGUAUGGUUUGCCAAUUUAAGAUGUGUUUUGGAAUGCUAGUCCAGCCAUUCUCUAUCUGUGGGUUACUGGUAUGCCAUCUGUUAGUGUGUGGGUAAUACAGGGUAAUACUGGCAGUCACUGUAAUUGCCAGGAAGGUGCUAAACGGCUUAGCAUUAGUAAAGUUGAUGGUUUCUAAAUUAUGAGUGUGGUCACUCAGUAGUCUUGGUUGGGGAGGAAUGGGUGAAAUCCGGCAACAUUUUGGUCGCACUGGAGCAGACAGAGUCAAUUACCACACUACCGCAACUUUCCAUCCCGACUUGGACCGAAACCAAAAACAGAGAAGGAGGGAAGGAGAGAGCGACUUGUGAUCUAGCGGGAGACCAAGGUGUUGUCCACCAUUUAGGCUUUUGUGGUGGCCCGUCUACUUCCAUGGAUUCAAUACUCAACAACCUACAGACCUAGUUCUUUUUCAAACCUAAUUUUGUUGCCCUGCUUUUGUUUUGGCCUAACUUUAACUGCUGCCGAAAGGCACUUAUUAAUGAGAAAAAUAUAGGCCUACUUAAACUGAAAACACAAGCAGCAAAUAUAAUUGUUGUGUGUGACUAGGGCUGUGACUGACUUGGAAUUUGAGGUUACAGUAAUUGGCCAGGCCAAUGUACACGGUGACCGACAUAACCGUUCAGGGGGAGGUAACAAUUAUGUUUGUACGCUUGUUUACAUGGAUAUGCUUCUUAAUAAAAACGUAUUUGAAACAAACCAUUACACUUCAUUAUUAUCAUGGCAUUUCAUUAUUAUUGUUCAGGUUAUUACUUAUAAAUAUGAAUCAACAAAUUAAUAAAUGCCGGGUUGUCGCAUUUUCAUAUUGACACAACAUUAACGGAGUCAAAAUAAAGAUCUAUGCCUACCUUGUCCUUGUCUGUUGUUUUUUAAUACAGAUCCUAUUUCGACGCACAAAACCAUUUAAACGAUGUCUGAUGGGUUUUCUCCCACUUUUCCCGAAACAUUUUUAGAACGUCACAAACCCUGCUGCUGCAGUCUGUCACACCCUGGCUCUGGGGACUCUAUAUGUUGAGCCAGGAUGUGUAGAUUCAUUGUUUGUGUGCUGAGUUUGAGUGUCUAGUUAUUGUAUUUCUAUGUUGGCCAGAGUGGCUCCCAAUCAGAGGCAACGAGUGUCAGCUGUUGCGGGUUGUCUCUGAUUGGGAGCCAUAUUUAAACUGUCUGUUUUCCCUUUGUGUUUGUGGGAUCUUGUUCCGUUUUGGUUUGUUGCCGUGUCGGUUGUGUUUAUACCGAGGACGUCACGUUUUCGUUUUGUUGUUUUGUUCGUGCAUUCAUUAAAUAAAUAAAUAUGUUUGCAUUCCACGCUGCGCCUUGGUCUACUCCAUACGACGAUCGUGACACAGUCAUUCGAUGGCAGUGGUAUUGGGAGAAAUAAUGAGAGAAAUAAUGUAACUUAAGCUUCUGAAAAUAGGACUUUUACAAGAUUAAAUCAUGACAGGAGUGUUUGAUUCUUAUUAAAGAGGAGUCCAGACAGGCUACUUUAGGAAACUUUCUGAAUGGACAUAUACAGUUACACUGAGUGUACAAAACAUUAGGAUUAGGCCCCCAUAGGAUUGAAACAAUACCUGUUGAUGACUAGCAAAUGCUAUACACUGAGUAUACAAAACAUUAAGAAUCCAGAUGAAAGCUAUGAUCCCUUAUUGAUGUCACCUGUUAAAUUCACUUCAAUCAGUGUAGAUGAAGGGGGUGAGACAGGUUAAAGAAGGAUUUUUAAGCCUUAAGACAAUUGAGACAUGGAUUGUGUAUGUGUGCCAUUCAGAGUGUGAAUGAGCAAGACAAAAGGUUUAAGUGCCUUUGAGCGGGGUAUGGUAGUAGGUGCCAGGCACACCGGUUUGAGUGUGUCAAGAACUGCAACGCUGCUGGGUUUUCCACGCUCAACAGUUUCCUGUGUGUAUCAAGAAUGGUCCACCACCCAAAGGACAUCCAGCCAACUUGACACAACUGUGGGAAGCAUUGGAGUCAACAUGGGCCAGCAUCCCUGUGGAACGCUUUCGACCUCUUGUAGAGUCCAUGCCCCCGACGAAUUGAGGCUGUUCUGAGGGCAAAAGGGGGUGCAACUCAAUAUUAGGAAGGUGUUCCUAAUGUUUUGUACACUCAGUGUAGGCCUAUAGAGAUAAUCAGCAAAUGCACACCCCCAUAAAAGCACCCGUCAGUCAAAGCCACCAGCAAAUAUUUCUCCUUUCCUUAAAACAUAUAUUUUUUCAAAGCUAGGCUUACCUUACGUUUUCCCGAAAGUAGGCUAUAAGAUAAUGAAUUGACAAGUAAAUGAUGAAGGGGACAGCUAUGCUAUAGUAUGAAGAUGAAAUUGACAAUUAUUAAAAUAGAAACAAAUACACACAUAGCCUAUUUAUCAACAACGCUGAUUAUCAAGGGUGAGAGUGUUGGAAAGAUUUUUCAAAUACUGUGAGGAACUAUUAUAAUUUGAAUGGAUGUUUGUUGACUUACUGCGUGAGGUGAAGAAAAAAUGACUGAGAAGCCCAGCAGGGCUCUGUCAACAUCAACAGGACAGAGAAACCAGACACAUGCUUAUUGCGCACAUGGAGCGCGUAAAUGAUGGUAUGAAAUAAACCAUAACUUUUUUCUCACAAGUGUAGCAGGUUGUGAACUCUGCAAACAACGAUUCCACUCCGAGAAUGAGAACGGUAAAUUACUGUAAUUAAUAUAUACAUUAACAGAAAUGGAUGUAACCACAUGACCGGGAUUAACAGUAAAUUGCCUGUUUUACAAACAAAUAGGCAAUCAUAAAAGUGCAUUGCGGGCUGACACUGUAUAACCUAGGCUACUAUUCAAUUUGCAGGGAUAGGAGGGCGGUAAUGUUUUCUGUCUCGCCUAGGGCAGCAUAUUGGCCAGGACCGGGCCUGUUCAGCGUUAAUUAGUCUAUAAAUUAAGAAAAGAUUUCAGUAUCAAAUUAUACCAUGCCAGGUUGGGGAGGAUUGGCGCAUUGUCCAUUUGACACAACAUUAGCACAUUUAUAGGCCUCAGAGCCAGAACGACCUUGUCGACUGCCGACAAAUAAUUCAUUAAUAGUCAGACACAUCCAACCUUUCUUAAAAGAAUACCUAUUUAUUUACUUUUUUUACUGAAGUGCCAUAGCCUAUAGCGUUCUACACCCCAGUGUAGCUAAUCUACACUGAACAAAAAUAUAAACGCAACAUGUAAAGUGUUGGUCCCAUGUUUCAUGAGCUGAAAUAAAAGAUCCCAGAAAUUAUCCAUACACACAAAAAGCUUAUUUCUCUCAAAUUGUGUGCACAAAUUAGUUUACAUCCCUGUUGGUGAGCAUUUCUCUUUUGCCAAGAUAAUUCAUCCACCUGAAAUGUGUGGCAUAUCAAGAAGCUGAUUAAACAGCAUGGGCAUUACACAGGUGCACCUUGUGCUGGAGACAAUAAUAAUAAUAAUAAUAAUAAUAAUAAUAAUAUGCCAUUUAGCAGACGCUUUUAUCCAAAGCGACUUACAGUCAUGUGUGCAUACAUUUUUACGUAUGGGUGGUCCCGGAGAUCGAACCCACUACCCUGGCGUUACAAGCGCCAUGCUCUACCAAUUGAGCUACAGAGGACCACUCUAAAAUUUGCAGUUUUGUCACACAACACAAUGCCACAGAUGUCUCAAGUUUUGAGGGAGCGUGCAAUUGGCAUGCUGACUGCAGGAAUGUCCACCAGGGCUGUUCAUUUUUCUACUAUAAGCCGCCUCCAAUGUCGUUUUAGAGAAUUUGGCUGUACUUCCAACCGAGUGCCCCAUGGUGGUGGGGUUAUGUUAUGGGCCAGCAUAUACUACUGACAACGAACACAAUUGCAUUUUAUCUAUGGCAAUUUGAAUGCACAAAAAUACAGUGACGAGAUCCUGAGGCCUAUUGUGAGGCCCAUUUUUUUAAAGGUAUCUGGGACCAACAGAUGCAUAUGUAUUUCCCAGUCAUGUGAAAUCCAUAGAUUAGGGUCUAAUGAAUUUAUUUCAAUUGACUGAUUUCCUCAUAUGAACUGUAACUCAGUAAAAUCAAUGAAAUUGUUGCAUGUUGCGUUUUAUAUUUUUUUUCAGUAUUGUUGAUUAGCUGCUUGGGCAUCAAAGGACAGUUGGAAAGAGGAGGAGAGACAGACUAAGUUAGCAAAAACAAUUGCUUAUAAUCAUUAGUAAACACUCCCGUUAAAGUUUAUCUUAAUGAAAAUAAAGUUAGAUGGAAAAAAAUCCUAAAAUAAAUGUAUAGGCCUAUUUAAAAAUGUUGACUGUUAUUUUCAUGAUGGUCUUCAUCCAUAACCGUCAGUUACACGGUUAUUCAAUUACUGUCACAGCCCUAUGUGUGAAAACUCUGUGCUGCCUUAAAGGGACAUGGCUUUCAUUUAGCCUACUCAUUAAACAGUCAGUGGUAUAUUUUGAGUCUAGACAGUUUCAUUUGAGUAUCUUUCUCUGUGUUGAGCUCUUUGAGUUCUCUACAUUCAUUGAUUCCAGAGCCAGAAAGUCAUGCCAGGUGCACUCGAAAGACCCAAUAAACAAAGCAGGCUUGUUUAUGAUGUAUUGUUUUGCCUUUGUUUAGUCAGUGGAUUGGCUAUGAUCUCUGUUUUCUCCCGUGUGCAAGGCAAAUGGCCUGAUUUAGUGAGUGGAAUAAAGGCAGCAUGUGUCUGUUGAUUCCAGGCACACGUGCAUGCUAAUAAAAAGCCAGACGACCUCAAUUGGGGAGCCAUGGAAACCAGAGAAUGGGGAGUGGAGAAGGGGAGCAUGUGCAGUUGAAUCUAGGAUGAUUUGGCUUUGUUUGUGUUAGGGCUGACCCCAUUUAGUUGACUGGUCGAUUGUUUGGUCGAUAGGCUGUUGGUCGACAGAGAUUGUUUUUGUCGACCAGUGGCAAAUAUACAUAUAUUUUUAAUUGCACACGAGACACCUGUCUGAUUUUCAAAUCAAAUUUUAAUUGUCACAUACAUGUGUUUAGCAGAUGUUAUAGCGGGUGUAGCGAAAUGCUUGUGCUUCUAGCUCCGACAGUUCAGUAAUAUCUAUCAAUUUCACAACUUAUACCCAAUACGCACAAAACUAGUAAGGAAUGGGAUUUAAGAAUAUAUACAUAUAUGGACAAGCAAUGACAGAGCGGCAUGGACUAAGAUACAGUAGAAUAUUAUAGAAUAGAAUGCAGUAUAUACAUAUGAGAUGAGUAGUGCAAGAUAUGUAAACAUUAUUAAAGUGACUAGUGUUCCAUUUCUUAAAGUGGCCAGUGAUUUCAAUAGGCAGCAGCAGCCUCUAAUGUGCUAGUGAUGGCUAUUUAACAGUCUGAUGGCCUUGAGAUAGCCCGACAGGAUGCUCUCAAUUGUGCAUCUGUAAAAGUUUGUGAGGGUUUUAGGUGCUAAGCCGAAUUUCUUCAGCCUCCUGAGGUUGAAGAGGCUCUGUUGCGCCUUCUUCACCACACUGUCUGCGUGGGUGGACCAUUUCAGUUUGUCGGUGAUGUGUAUGCCAAGGAACUUGAAGCUUUCACCUUCUCCACUGCGGUCCCGUCGAUGUGGAUAGGGGGGUGCACCCUCUGCUGUUCACGAUCAUCUCCUUUGUUUUGUUGAUGUUGAGUGAGAGGUUAUUUUCCAGGCACCACACUCCCAGAGCCCUCACCUCCUCCCUGUAGGCGGUCUCAUCAUUGUUGGUAAUCAAGCCUACUACUGUUGUGUCGUCUGCAAACUUGAUGAUUGAGUUGGAGGCGUGCUUGGCCACGCAGUCAUGGGUGAACAGGGAGUACAGUAGGGGGCUGAGCACGCACCCUUGUGGGGCCCCAGUGUUGAGAAUCAGCGAAGUGGAGAUGUUGUUUCCUACCUUCACCACCUGGGGGAGGCCCGUCAGGAAGUCCAGGACCCAGUUGCACAGGGCGGGGUUCAGACCCAGGGCCUCAAGCUUAAUGAUGAGCUUGGAGGGUACUAUGGUGUUGAAUGCUGAGCUAUAGUCAAUGAACAGCAUUCUUACAUAGGUAUUCCUCUUGUCCAGAUGGGAUAGUGCAGUGUGACAGUGAUUUCAUCGUCUGUGGAUCUAUUGGGGCGGUAAGCAAAUUGAAGUGGGUCUAGGGUGACAGGUAAGGUAGAGGUGAUAUGAUCCUUGACUAGUCUCUCAAAGCACUUCAUGAUGACAGAGGUGAGUGCUACAGGGCGAUAGUCAUUUAGUUCAGUUACCUAUGCUUUCUUGGGGACAGGAACAAUGGUGGCCAUCUUGAAGCAUGUGGGAACAGCAGACUGGGAAAGGGAGAGAUUGAAUAUGUCCAUAAACACACCAGCCAGCUGGUCUGCGCAUGCUCUGAGGACGCGGCUAGGGAUGCCGUCUGGGCCGGCAUCCUUGCGGGGCUUAACAUGCUUAAAUGUCUUAAUCACGUCGGCCAUGGAGAAGGAGAGGCCACAGUCCUUGGUAGUGGGCCUCGUCAGUGGCACUGUGUUAUCCUCAAAGCGGGCGAAGAAGGUGUUUAGCUUGUCUGGAAGCAAGACGUCGGUGUCGGCGACGUGGCUGGUUUUCUUUUUGUAGUCCGUGAUUGUCUGUAGACCCUGCCACAUACAUCUCGUGUCUGAGCCGUUGAAUUGCGACUCCACUUUGUCUCUAUACUGAUGUUUUGCCAGUUUAAUUGCCUUACGGAGUAAGUACCUACACUCUUUGUAUUCUGCCAUAUUCUCAGUCACCUUGCCUAUCCACGGUUUCUGGUUAGGGUAGGUUUUAAUAGUCACAGUGGGCACAACAUCACUGAUAAACUCAGUCACUGUUUCAGUGUAUUUGUCUAAAUUACCAGGAACAUAUCCCAGUCCACGUGAUCAAAACAAUCUUGAAGCGUGGAUUCCAAUUGGUCAGACCAGCUUUGAAUAGUCCUUAGCACGGGUACUUCCUGUUUGAGUUUCUGCCUAUAGGAAGGUAGAAGCAAAAUGGAGUCGUGGUCAGAUUUGCCGAAAGGAGGGCGGGGGAGGGCCUUAUAACCAUCCCGGAAGUUUGAAUAGCAAUGGUCGAGGAUUUUAGCAGCGCGAACAGUCGAUAUGUUGAUAGAACUUCUGCAGCCUAGUCUUCAAAUUUGCUUUGUUAAAAUCCCCGGCUACAAUAAAUGCAGCCUCAGGAUAUGUGGUUUCCAGUUUGCAUAAAGUCCAGUGAAGUUCUUUGAGGGCCGUCGUGGUAUCGGCUUGAGGGGGGAUAUACACGGCCGUGACUAUAACCGAAGAAAAUUCUCUUGGGAGAUAAUACGGUCAGCAUUUGAUUGUGAGAUAUUCUAGGUCGGGUGAACAGAAGGACUUGCACCUCUCUUAGUGGAACUAAUCCAUUGAGGAGGCUGCGGGGAUGCCACGGUCCAAGAAAAAGGGGAGUGUGGCUCAGCUGCACAAGGCACAUCCCUUUCCAGAAUGCGCUCUCUUUUUUUUAUUUAUUUUUUAUUUCACCUUUAUUUAACCAGGUAAGCCAGUUGAGAACAGGUUCUCAUUUACAACUGCGACCUGGCCAAGAUAUAGCAAAGUAGUGCAAUAAAAACAACACAGAGUUACAUAUGGGGUAAAAAAAACAUAAAGUCAGAAAUACAACAGAAAAUAUAUAUACAGUGUGUGCAAAUGUAGCAAGUUAUGGAGGUAAGGCAAUAAAUAGGCUAUAGUGCAGAAUAAUUACAAUAGUAUUAACACUGGAAUGCUAGAUGUGCAAGAGAUUAUGUGCAAAUAGAGAUACUGGGGUGCAAAAGAGCAAAAUAAAUAACAAUAUAGGGAUGAGGUAGUUGGGUGGGCUAAUUUCAGAUGGGCUGUGUACAGGUGCAGUGAUCGGUAAGGUGCUCUGACAACUGAUGCUUAAAGUUAUUGAGGGAGAUAAGAGUCUCCAGCUUCAGAGAUUUUUGCAAUUCGUUCCAGUCAUUGGCAGCAGAGAACUGGAAGGAAUGGCGGCCAAAGGAGGUGUUGGCUUUGGGAAUGACCAGUGAGAUAUACCUGCUGGAGCGCAGACUACGGGUGGGUGCUGCUAUGGUGACCAAUGAGCUAAGAUAAGGCGGGGAUUUGCCUAGCAGUGAUUUAUAGAUGGCCUGGAGCCAGUGGGUUUGACGACGGACAUGUAGUGAGGACCAGCCAACAAGAGCGUACAGGUCACAGUGGUGGGUAGUGUAUGGGGCUUUGGAGACAAAACGGAUGGCACUGUGAUAGACUACAUCCAAUUUGCUGAGUAGAGUGUUGGAGGCUAUUUUGUAAAUGACAUCGCCGAAGUCAAGGAUCGGUAGGAUAGUCAGUUUUACGAGGGCAUGUUUGGCAGCAUGAGUGAAGGAGGCUUUGUUGCGAAAUAGGAAGCCGAUUCUAGAUUUAACUUUGGAUUGGAGAUUCUUUAUGUGAGUCUGGAAGUUGAGUUUACAGUCUAACCAGACACCUAGAUAUUUGUAGUUGUCCACAUACUCUAGGUCCGACCCGUCGAGAGUGGUGAUUCUAGUCGGGUGGGCGGGUGCUAGCAGCGUUCGAUUGAAAAGCAUGCAUUUAGUUUUACUAGUGUUUAAGAGCAGUUGAAGGCUACUGAAGGAUUGUUGUAUGGCAUUGAAGCUCGUUUGGAGGUUUGUUAACACAGUGUCCAAUGAAGGGCCAGAUGUAUACAAAAUGGUGUCGUCUGCGUAGAGGUGGAUCUGAGAGUCACCAGCAGCAAGAGCGACAUCAUUGAUAUACACGGAGAAAAGUGUCGGCCCAAGAAUUGAACCCUGUGGCACCCCCAUAGAGACUGCCAUAGGUCCAGACAACAGGCCCUCCGAUUUGACACACUUAACUCUAUCUGAGAAGUAGUUGGUGAACCAGGCGAGGCAGUCAUUUGAGAAACCAAGGCUAUUUAGUCUGCCAAUAAGAAUGCGGUGGUUGACAGAGUCGAAAGCCUUGGCCAGGUCGAUGAAGACGGCUGCACAGUACUGUCUAUUAUCAAUCGCGGUUAUAAUAUCGUUUAGGACCUUGAGCGUGGCUGAAGUGCACCCGUGACCAGCUCGGAAACCGGAUUGCAUAGCGGAGAAGGUACGGUGGUAUUCGAAAUGGUCGAUGAUCUGUUUGUUAACUUGGCUUUCGAAUACUUUCGAAAGGCAGGGCAGGAUGGAUAUAGGUCUGUAGCAGUUUGGAUCUAGAGUGUCACCCCCUUUGAAGAGGGGGAUGACCGCGGCAGCUUUCCAAUCUCUGGGGAUCUCAGACGUUAUGAAAGAGAGGUUGAACAGACUAGUAAUAGGGGUUGCGACAAUUUCGGCGGCUAGUUUUAGAAAGAAAGGGUCCAGAUUGUCUAGCCCAGCUGAUUUGUAGGGGUCCAGAUUUUGCAGCGCUUUCAAAACAUCAGCUGUCUGAAUUUGUGUGAAGGAGAAGCGGGGGGGGGGGAUGGGCAAGUUGCAGCAGAGGGUGCAGAGUUGGUGGCCGGGUUAGUGGUAGCCAGAUGGAAAGCAUGGCCAGCUGUAGCAAAAUGCUUGUUGAAAUUCUCGAUUAUUGUAGAUUUAUCGGUGGUGAUAGUGUUUCCUAGCCUCAGUGCAGUGGGCAGCUGGGAGGAAGUGCUCUUAUUCUCCAUGGACUUUACAGUGUCCCAAAACUUUUUGGAGUUAGUGCUACAGGAAGCAAAUUUCUGUUUGAAAAAGUUAGCCUUUGCUUUCCUGACUGCUUGUGUAUAUUGGUUCCUAACUUCCCUGAAAAGUUGCAUAUCGCGGGGGCUAUUUGAUGCUAAUGCUGUACGCCACAGGAUGUUUUUGUGCUGGUCAAGGGCAGUCAAGUCUGAGGAGAACCAGGGGCUAUAUCGGUUCUUAGUUCUGUAUUUUUUGAAUGGGGCAUGUUUAUUUAAGAUUGAGAGGAAAUUACUUUUAAGGAACAACCAGGCAUCCUCUACUGACGGAAUGAGAUCUAUAUCCAUCCAGGAUACCUGGGCCAGGUCAAUUAGGAAGGCCUCCUCGCUAAAGUGUUUUAGGGAGCGUUUGACAGUGAUGAGGGGUGGUCGUUUGACCGCGGACCCGUUACGGACGCAGGCAAUAAGGCAGUGAUCGCUGAGAUCCUGGUUGAAGACAGCUGAGGUGUAUUUAGAGGGUGUGUUAGUCAGGAUGAUAUCUAUGAGGGUACCCAUGUUUACGGAUUUAGGGUUGUACCUGGUAGGUUCGUUGAUAAUUUGCGUGAGGUUGAGGGCAUCUAGCUUGGAUUGUAGGAUGGCUGGGGUAUUAAGCAUAUCCCAAUUUAGGUCACCAAGCAGUACAAACUCUGAGGAUAAAUGGGGGGCAAUCAAUUCACAUAUGGUGUCCAGGGCACAGCUGGGGGCUGAGGGGGGUCUGUAGCAAGCGGCAACAGUGAGAGACUUAUUUCUGGAAAGGUGGAUUUUUAGAAGUAGAAGCUCAAACUGUUUGGGCACAGACCUGGAUAGUAUGAUAGAGCUCUGCAGGCUAUCUCUACAGUAGAUUGCAACUCCACCCCCUUUGGCAGUUCUAUCUAGACGGAAAAUGUUAUAGUUGGGGAUGGAAAUUUCAGAAUUUUUGGUGGCCUUCCUGAACCAGGAUUCAGACACUGCUAGAACAUCAGGGUUGGCAGAGUGUGCUAACGCAGUGAAUAACUCAAACUUAGGAAGUAGACUUCUGAUAUUUAUGUGCAAGAAACCAAGACUUUUGCGAUUACAGAAGUCAUCAAAUGAUAGCGCCUGGGGAGUAGGAGUGAUACUGAGGGCUGCAGGGCCUGGGUUAGCCUCUACAUCACCAGAGGAACAGAGGAGGACUAGAAUAAGGAUACGGCUAAAGGCUUUAAGAACUGGUCUUCUAGUGCGUUGGGUACAUAGAAUAAAGGGGGCAGAUUUCCGGGUGUUAUAGAAAAGAUUCAGGGCAUUAUGUACAGACAAGGAUAUGGAAGGAUAUGAGUAAAGUGGAGGUAAACCUGAGCGUUGGGUAACAAUGAAAGAGAUAGUAUCUCUAGAGGCAUAAAUUGAGUCGGUCUCUGAGUGUAUGGGGGGAGGGACAAAAUAGCUAUCUAAGGCAGGUUUAGCUAGGCUGGGGGGUCUACAGUGAUAUAGUACAAUUAGAAAUAACCGAAACAACAAUAAACUAACCAUGUUUGGGCUGAGGCUAAACAUAAACAGGAUGUAGUACCGUAAAAAGGAACAGUCCAGCAGAUAUCAGCUGUAUAGCUGAGUUAUCAUAAGGUCCGGUGGUGAAGCACUAGUGAGUAAGAGGGUUAGCAGGGGCUAGUAAGGGCUAGCAGAUGGAUGGAAUCUUCGUGGUUAACGCCGUAACCACAUCAGACGAUUUCGUCGGCAGACCAGUCGUGUAGGAUCGGCGGGGCUUCGUGUCAACACUAGGUGGUCCCGUCCGGUUGACAGAGAGGUAGAUAGCCGGGAGAUGGGCCUAGCUCAGGAUGCUUAGCCAGACCACAGCGUCCGUUUUGUUGUAGCCAGCUGGUAGCGAUGAAUCCGGAGUUAAAGGUCCAGUGAUUCAGUGAUUCCGGCGGAAAAACUGAUAUGUUCUGGGUCGAUAACGCGCUGUGCAGACUGGCCGAAUAUCCGGUGAUCAAUGUCCAGUGAUUAAAAUUAAUCCCGCGGAAAAAAAUCCAAUGUUCUGAGUGAAACACCGCUAGCUGUGGCUAAUAGCAAGUAGCUUUUCGUGCAUAUACCAUUUCGUGCAUAUUCAUUGUUUCAUAACUUAAUUGUGUGCAUUGUUUGCUGUGUCUGUCAAUUCUCCAUUUACAUAUAUCACCAGUAGUAGCCUACAUUUUACAGUUAAUUCCCAUAAUUUCUAAUCUGCAAUGUUUGCUUAGUUAUGGUAUUUCUGUUAAUGCAAUCAAUAUAAUAAUAUUAUUAUUAAUAUUAUUACAGUCGUUUACCGUUCUCAUUGUCGGAGUGGACACAUUGUUUGCAGAACUCACAACCUAUGCUAGACUUGUGAGAAACACAUUUUUGUUUAUUUCAUUCCAUUUGCGAGUUUUGUCUCACAACCGCAGACCACGUGUAACCACGCCAGCCCAGGACCUCCACAUCCGGCUUCUUCACCUGCGGGGUUGUCUGAGACCAGCCACCCGGAUAGCUAAUGAAACUGAGGAGUAUUUUUGUGGGGAAAAAAACAUUCCUAAUGGGUGGGCCUGUGCCCUACCAGGCCCACCCAUGGUUGCACCCCUGCCCAGUCAUGUGAAAUCCAUAGAUUGGGGCCUAAUGAAUUGAUUUCAAUUGACUGAUUUCCUUAUAUGAACUGUAACUCAGUAAAAUCGUUGAAAUUGUUGCUUGUUGCAUUUUUAUAUUUUUGUUCAGUAUAUAUUUAGAUAGAAUGUAGAUUAACCUCAGACAAUGAUGUUGAGAUACAACGACAUAAAUGAAAUGAAACUGUUCCAUGAAAAUGUUCAUAUGAAAAUCCUAACUGGCACGCAGAUGGUAAGAUAAAUUGGCACUCCACAUGGAAAAGGUUGCCGACCGCUGGUGUAGCCUAUUACCGGCAACUUCAGGAGCCUAACUGCAGAAUCUGUGAAGGCCAGCAGCAGAGGGAGUAGGAGGGUCGGGAACAGGUUUUUUUCUUCUGGGUAGGCUAUCUUGAUCUCUGGCUCCCGCUUGAGUCAUUUGUGUGUCUUAUUUAAUCAAACAGCGUGCUUAAAGCAUCAGACAAGUUUAGUACAUAGGGUUGAUUUUAUUAAAACACAUAGGGUGUGUCUAUAUAUGGAAAAAUACAUGUUUUAGAAUUUCGAAAGAAAAGACGACUCUAGGUUGACCAAUAUUUUUUUUGUUUGGGGACAGCCCUAGUUUUUGAGGAUGAUUGCAUGAGGAAGUCAACAGCCGGCACUACAGUACAAUAUAGACCAUAAUACAGUAAUCUCCCAUAGAAGAGGCCAGGUGUUCUAGACUAGAGGAAUAAUUGUGACUAACACAUCUAAUGUGAAUGAGAGGGUCUACAAUUUACCAUAUAUAAAUUCUCCAAACUGCAAACCCAUAGCAAGAAUAGGUAAAUAAACAUUUAUUUAUCAGUUUAAGCGUGUGAUAGGGAGAGGCACGUCGGUAAGGUGAAGCUGAACUAUCACACACAGAAGGCUCGUUCAUUCUCCCCUGGUCUGUUAAGUUUAGACACUUGGGUGGAGAAAUGUGGAGAGUGAGAGGAGAGAGAGCUCAUUUAGCUGAUGGCCAGGAGGCGCUGAGCGAGUGACCUUGAGGGAGGUCACUGAUGCACGUGGAAAUGAGCCGGAGGGAGAGCGAGAGGACAGGACAACUCCAAAAUGCUUUUGUCCCAUGACGCCCUCUGUCCCUCCCUAUCAUCCACUACUAAUGGACUUGCUGCUAAUGGCUUUAUGUGGAAAAAAAGCUAACAGAUGACCUAGUCAGUUUAGUACUUCCCAGGAAUGGUUGGUAUUUAUUGUGAUGAGUAGGUUAUAUUUGUUUAUCCCCCUGCACAGAUUUGGUGGCUGUAAUAUAUGGUGGCUGUAAUAUAUGGUGAUUAACUGGUUCUGCCAUGUUAUCGACAUGGUUCAUUGACUAGACCUCAUUCCCUCCCUAGGUCAUGAGCACAUUGGGAGUGACAGAUCCCAUUGGAAACCUCUCCAGCUCCAUUUCUGCCUUGUAGGUUUCAAGGUCUUCUUCACACAAUGACGCAAUCAAUACUCUCAAAGAACUGGAAAAUGGACCAAAGAAGUGCUCCAUUCACCACCAUGCGAUUUGAAGGCAACAAAAUGGAAAAGAAGCCAGUGAAGCGUGUAGCAAAUCCAUAUAGGUUACGACCACUCAGUCAGACCUUUAUGGUGGCGAAGAUCUGAGGGAGGGUUCACAAAAAAAUGCCUGGAAACCUGUAGCGUAAUAAUAACACAUGGCUGUCUGUUAUUGGCUGUCUGAACAGCUGUAGGCAUGCAGAACCAAAAUGGUUCUAGUCUAGUAAGAAGUCAGUAAGAUACAAGGGGAAACGACCCCACUGUUCGCAGGGCAAAAUGACAGGGGGGCUGUUUAUAAAGGAAACAGGAAUGGAGGAAAACCUUGGGGUCUGCCCGGUAACAAGGAGGAUAGGCUCCUCUCUCUGUAAUCAUCUGCAUUGUCAACAUUCUCAGUGUCAAUGUGGUUAGAUGUAAUGUAUUUUUAUUCUUUAUGCAAUGUUCCAGCCUGCCUGCAGAAGGAUUGCAUCGGCAGGUUUUGGCUUGUUCAUCCCUUAGCAAAUCUGUGUGUGACGGAGGGAGCGAGUGAGUGAGUUAGAGAGAGCUGGAGGAGAGGAGAGGGAGGAGGGCUGGCUCAGUCACAUGGGCAACCACAGGAAGCAGGCAGGCAGACUUUAGCACUGCAGCUUAAAGGAGAAAAACACAUAUUCAGAGAACAUGCAGCUUCUUCCCUUUGCGGCCCUCUGUCAUCACAUAGCCUACCCCCUUUGCUUUUCACGUCUGGUGUAGCCUAUAACGCAUUCUUAUUCAAAAUUAAUGUAUUUCUAUAGGUCAUUCCAAUUGCACUAUUACUGUCUGCGUGUUACUCAUUUUAAAUAGACAAGCCUAAUAAUAACAAUGUUGGUGUGAACCACUGUCAGUUUAAAAUGCCUCAGUCAGUCAGUGUUUUGACACUGGCAUCUGAUGUUAAUACUCGUAAUAGUGAACUGAAUCAAUCAAGCAAGUAGUGUGUUGUGCUAUCUGAGCUCCCCUCGCACUCCUUCAUUAUGCUGAGUGGCGAAAUUAGCUAUAAUUAUGGAUCUAUUUCAGGCUGGCUGGGGAGAACAGAACAGCAAAGCUCACUGAUUACUUCCUUUGUUGUUUACGUCUUCACAUCGCAUGGCUUUAUGGAAUGCUAGAAAUGCUAGAGUGGGACUGGGGAUGGAUGGUACUGACUACCAGGAAGAAUGGGGAUGGUAUAGUGAUUUGGUAACCAUCCCCUCCACUACCUGCCCCCCACUGUUUUUUUUACACUUUUAACAUAAUGUGUACCCUAUGGGACUUCUGUUUGUUCCUUCUAACACUAAUGAUGUGAAGUAAUGGAGCCCCUCGUAGGACUAACGGUCUCUCUCCCUCUCUCUCUCUCUCUCUCUCUCUCUCUCACAGACUAUUCUGCUAGAAAAGCACACAUCACAGAGGUAAUGUACUUGCUUACUUUACUUUUAUUUAGCCCAUAUGACAGUGAAAUACAUUUGACUCUUCCCCCCCAGACAUGCCCUCUAUGUUAACCGCCCCCCCCCCCCCCUCACUGUGAUCCUACACUUCAAUCCCACACACACCAUUUCCCUAUACUACUCUGUACAGUGCCUUGCAAAAGUAUUCAUCCCCCUUGGCGUUUUUCCUAUUUUGUUGCAUUCCAACCUGUAAUUUAAAUUGAUUUUUAUUUGGAUUUCAUGUAAUGAACAUACACAAAAUAGUCCAAAUUGGUGAAGUGAAAUUAAAAAAAUUACUUGUUUCAGAAAAUUCUAAAAAAUAAAUAACGGAAAAGUGGUGCGUGCAUAUGUAUUUACCCCCUUUGCUAUGAAGCCCCUAAAUAAGAUCUGGUGCAACCAAUUACCUUCAGAAGUCACAUAAUUAGUUAAAUAAAGUCCACCUGUGUGCAAUCUAAGUGUCACAUGAUCUCAGUAUAUAUACACCCGUUCUGAAAGGCCCCAGAGUCUGCAACACCACAAAGCAAGGGGCACCACCAAGCAAGCGGCACCAUGAAGACCAAGGAGCUCUCCAAACAGGUCAGGGACAAAGUUGUGGAGAAGUACAGAUCAGGGUUGGGUUAUAAAAAAAGAUCAGAAACUUUGAAAAUCCCACGGAGCACCAUUAAAUCCAUUAUUAAAAAAUUGAAAGAAUAUGACACCACAACAAACCUGCCAAGAGAGGGCCGCCCACCAAAACUCACGGACCAGGCAAGGAGGGCAUUAAUCAGAGAGGCAACAAAGAGACCAAAGAUAACCCUGAAGGAGCUACAAAGCUCCACAGCGGAGAUUGGAGUAUCUGUCCAUAGGACCACUUUAAGCCGUACACUCCACAGAGCUGGGCUUUACAGAAGAGUGGUACCAGUGACGCGCUCAAUACGGAAGUAGUCCGGUGAAGCGGAUGCUAAGCUACAGGACUGUUUCGCCUAGCACAGACUGGAAUAUGUUCCGGGGUUCAUCCGAUGGCAUUGAGGAGUUUACCACAUCAGUCACCGGCUUCAUUAAUAAGGAGUUUACCACAUCAGUCAUCGGCUUCAUUAAUAAGGAGUUUACCACAUCAGUCAUCGGCUUCAUUAAUAAGGAGUUUACCACAUCAGUCAUCGGCUUCAUUAAUAAGGAGUUUACCACAUCAGUCACCGGCUUCAUUAAUAAGGAGUUUACCACAUCGGUCACCGGCUUCAUUAAUAAGGAGUUUACCACAUCGGUCACCGGCUUCAUUAAUAAGGAGUUUACCACAUCAGUCACCGGCUUCAUUAAUAAGUGCAUCGACGAUGUCCUCAGGUUUUCAUUUUUAAUGAAUUUGUAAAAAUUUUGAAAUACAAAAUUCAACUUUGACAUUAUGGGGUAUUGUGUGUAGGCCAGUGCCAAAAAAUCUCAAUCCAUUUUAAGUUCAGGCUGGAACACAACACAAUGUGGAAAAAUUCAAGGGGUGUGAAUACUUUCUGAAGGCACUGUAGACACACUUUUACACUCUUGACAUACUCUGCUGCUACUCUGUUUAUUGUCUAUCCUGAUUGCCUAGUCACUUUUACACCAACCUACAUGUACAUAUUGCCUACAUUGCCUCAACUGCCUCGUACCCCUGCACAUUGAAUCGGUACCGGUAAGCCUUGUGUAUAGCCUCGUUAUUGUUAUUUUAUUGUGUUACUAUAAGGGCCCGUAAGUAAGCAUUUCACGGUGAGAUCUACACCUGUUGUAUUCGGCACGUGACAAAUACAUUUGAUUUGAUUUACCUUUCGUUCCUAAUUGUAUGUGUUAUUAUUGAAAAGAACAGGUGCAAACUUCACACUGGUGCUGCAAACGCUUGAUAAACCUUGUCCAUACAGUGAGGGGAAAAAAGUAUUUGAUAUCCUGCUGAUUUUGUACGUUUGCCCACUGACAAAGAAAUGAUCCGUCUAUAAUUUUAAUGGUAGGUUUAUUUGAACAGUGAGAGACAGAAUAACAACAACAAAAUCCAGAAAAACGCAUGUCAGAAAUGUUAUAAAUUGAUUUGCAUUUAAAUGAGGGAAAUAAGUAUUUGACCCCCUCUCAAUCAGAAAGAUUUCUGGCUCCCAGGUGUCUUUUAUACAGGUAACAAGCUGAGAUUAGGAGCACACUCUUAAAGGGAGUGCUCCUAAUCUCAGUUUGUUACCUGUAUAAUAGACACCUGUCCACAGAAGCAAUCAAUCAAAUCAAAUCAAAUCAAAUUUUAUUGGUCACAUACGCCGAAUACAACAGGUGCAGACAUUACAGUGAAAUGCUUACUUACAGCCCUUAACCAACAGUGCAUUUAUUUCAAUCAAUCAGAUAAAAAAUUCUCAACCAUGGCCAAGACCAAAGAGCUCUCCAAGGAUGUCAGGGACAGGAUUGUAGACCUACACAAGGCUGGAAUGGGCUACAAGACCAUCGCCAAGCAGCUUGGUGAGAAGGUGACAACAGUUGGUGCGAUUAUUCGCAAAUGGAAGAAACACAAAAUUACUGUCAAUCUGCCUCGGCCUGGGGCUCCAUGCAAAAUCUCACCUCGUGGAGUUGCAAUGAUCAUGAGAACGGUGAGGAAUCAGCCCAGAACUACACAGGAGGAUCUUGUCAAUGAUCUCAAGGCAGCUGGGACCAUAGUCACCAAGAAAACAAUUGGUAACACACUACGCCGUGAAGGACUGAAAUCCUGCAGCGCCCGCAAGGUCCCCCUGCUCAAGAAAGCACAUAUACAGGCCCGUCUGAAGUUUGCCAAUGAACAUCUGAAUGUGUUGUGGUCAGAUGAGACCAAAAUCGAGCUCUUUGGCAUCAACUCAACUCGCCGUGUUUGGAGGAGGAGGAAUGCUGCCUAUGACCCUAAGAACACCAUCCCCACAGUCAAACAUGGAGGUGGAAACAUUAUGCUUUGGGGGGGGGUUUCUGCUAAGGGGACAGGACAACUUCACCGCAUCAAAGGGACGAUGGACGGGGCCAUGUACCGUCAAAUCUUGGGUGAGAACCUCCUUCCCUCAGCCAGGGCAUUGAAAAUGGGUUGUGGAUGGGUAUUCCAGCAUGACAUUGAUCCAAAACACACGGCCAAGGCAACAAAGGAGUGGCUCAAGAAGAAGCACAUUAAGGUCCUGGAGUGGCCUAGCUAGUCUCCAGACCUUAAUCCCAUAGAAAAUCUGUGGAGGGAGCUGAAGGUUCGAGUUGCCAAAGCCUCGAAACCUUAAUGACUUGGAGAAGAUCUGCAAAGAGGAGUGGAACAAAAUCACUCCUGAGAUGUGUGCAAACCUGGUGGCCAACUACAAGAAACGUCUGACCUCUGUGAUUGCCAACAAGGGUUUUGCCACCAAGUACUAAGUCAUGUUUUGCAGAGGGGUCAAAUACUUAUUUCCCUCAUUAAAAUGCAAAUCAAUUUAUAACAUUUUUGACAUGCGUUUUUUUGGAUUUUUUUGUUGUUAUUCUGUCUCUCACUGUUCAAAUAAACCUACCAUUAAAAUUAUAGACUGAUAAUACACACAAAAAACACACAAAAAAAUGUAUGCACGCAUGACUGUAAGUCGCUUUGGAUAAAAGCGUCUGCUAAAUGGCAUAUUAUUUAUUAUUAUUAUAAUUUCUUUGUCAGUGGGCAAACGUACAAAAUCAGCAGGGGAUCAAAUACUUUUUUCCCUCACUGUAGCUGGGCAUCAGGUGGUAGUGUUGUUAGUGUUGUCACCCCAUAGAAGUGAGUAUCAAUCUAAAUAUGUGUCUUAACCACUCUGCUCCAUCCUCUGGCCAACAGCUGCCUGGUGUCUCAGGCCUACCAGGCCAGGGGAAAAGGAUGGGCCACAGGGGAGUGGAUGCGUCUGGAGAGACCACCUACAAGAAGGUAGGCAGUAGGCACUAUCUCCCCAGAUUUUAGCCAGUCAAUCAAUCAAUUAAUCAAUCAUAUAGUGAUCACAUAUAGUGCCUGUGCCUUUUACAAAUGCCUUACAGCAAAACAGCCAAACCCCCAAUAGAACAAGCCAAGCCAAGACAUUGGCAAGGAAAAGCUCCCUUGGUAGGGCACUUGGCAAUGGUCCUUUAUGCACAAUUAGCUCAGAAAUGUCUUAAGUAUUUCCCCUAACCACCACCAUCUCUCUCCUCUCCCCCAGACCACAUCCUCUGCCCUGAAAGGUGCCAUCCAGCUGGGCAUUGGCUACACGGUGGGCAACCUGAGCUCCAAGCCUGAGAGAGACGUUCUCAUGCAGGACUUCUAUGUGGUGGAGAGCAUCUUCUUCCCAAGGUAACUAGGUAACCACACCAUCAGGGCAGCACACAGCUUUGUGACAUUAUUAGAAUGAGACGGACAUGUCAUCCAGGCCUUUCAAAGAUAUCAGAGAUUUCUGACCGAUCACAACCCUGAUCCUGGAGAUGCUCUUUUGAUAGAAAGUCAUUCAUUAUUUACACUAGAAUAAUUCCUUCAUAGAUAAUUGUCCCGUAUCUAAAAGCUUUUCUCCCUCUCUCCUGAUCCCAGUGAAGGCAGCAACCUGACUCCAGCCCACCACUUCCCAGACUUCCGCUUCAAGACGUACGCUCCCGUGGCCUUCCGCUACUUCAGGGAGCUCUUUGGGAUCAGGCCUGAUGACUACCUGGUAAGAAGAUGGAACUCUACCCUUUUUGAACCAUGACAACAGAUAUGAACACAUGGCAUAGUGUCACCAUACAUUAGAUAACCAGAAUGAACAGAUGAGCAGUCAUUUAAUAGGCCAGUGUUGUGGAAUGAUCCCACUGAAGCAGGUCUCUUUACAAAAGCUGUUCAGAGAGACUGAGGUGUCCAGUCCACCUGCUGUGUUCUGGUCUUGGCCCACACUCCCACAGCCUGCUGCCCACUCCCUCCCUCUCGGUCCAGCCUGCUGACAGCAGCACAGCAGGCUGUGUAGCACCAUGACUGGGAGUGUGAUCUCCCCCACCAGACAGGUAGGCACCCAGGCAUGGCUGGAGAGAGACUGGGAAGAGAAUGAGGAGAGAGAGACGGGGGAGGGACAGGGAGGGUUGAAGAGAAUGAGGAGGGACGGGGGAGAGACAGGGAGGUUGAAGAGAAUGAGGAGAGACGGGGGGAGGGACAUGGGAGGUUGAAGUAGAAUAGGAGAGACGGGGGAGGGGAGAGGUUGAAGAGAAUUGAGGAGAGACGGGGAGGGGGAGGGAGGUUGAAGAGAAUGAGGAGAGACGGGGGAGGGGAGGGAGGUUGAAGAGAUGAGGAGAAGACGGGGGAGGGGGAGGGAGGUUGAAGAGAAUGAGGAGAGACCAGGGUGAGGGGAGGGAGGUUGAAGAGAAUGAGGAGAGACGGGGGAGGGGGAGGGAGGGUUGAAGAGAAUGAGGAGAGACGGGGGAGGGACAGGGAGGUUGAAGAGAAUGAGGAGAGACGGGGGAGGGACAGGGAGGGUUGAAGAGAAUGAGGAGAGACGGGGGAGGGACAGGGAGGGUUGAAGAGAAUGAGGAGAGUUUGGGAGAGCAAAUAAAUACUGUGUGGAUGAAUAGGGAUAUUAGGCAGGGAGAAGCAGAGAUAGGGAGGGCGAGGGGAGAAACAGUGAGUAGAGAGGAUGAAGGCUGGGGAGGGCCAGAGAAGGGUUGGGAGGGGGGGGUGCUAUAAGCGGUCUGGGUAGAGAGAUGGUUAGGCCCAGAGGAGGUCUGGGGAAGAGGUUAGGGCGAGGAGGGCUGCCUGUGCCCUGUCAUACACCAUCAGUGUGGAGGCAGGGUGAGUCACUGCUCUUCCCUGAGCGGUCAGCAGUCUAGGAGCUCCAAAACAGACCGCUGACUAGUGUGUGUGCAUGUUUAUGUCUGUGUACAUGUCAAGUAGGAUACAUCCAUGUCAUUUUGUGUUUCGCUAUGACUAGGGCUGUGAUGGUCAUGGAAGUUUGGAUGAUGGUUAUUUGUCAGCCAAAUGACCGCAGUCACGUUAUAAUAGUGUGGGGCGGCAGGUAGCUUAGUGGUUAAGAGCGUAGUGCCAGUAACCGAAAGGUCGCUGGUUCUAAUCCCCGAGCCGACUAGGUGAAAAAUCUGUCGAUGUGCCCUUGAGCAAGGCACUUAACCCUAAUUGCUCCUGUAAGUCGCUCUGGAUAAGAGCGUCUGCUAAAUGACUAAAAUGUAAAUGUAAAUGUAAAAUAAUAAAUAAAAUAAAAAUUUGCAUUUUCUCCUGUUCUCUGCUCCUGACUGCAUGUGCUGCUCCUGACCGCAUGUGUUCCAAGGCGCUGUAUAGGACUCAAAUCAGGGACGUGAUGAUCCAUGUUUACUGUUAAGCCAAGCUGACAGCUAACUGAGGGUAUAGCUUGCUGUUGUUAACUAUACAGUCUAUGGUCAAGUCAUUGGUUGCAUGUAUUUUAUCAUACUCGUUUGCAACAACACUCUGCUGUAACAAGGAGCAACAAAGUUGCAUCACGUUGUAAAGAGUCUGUUACCGUGGGAACGGACUCAACUGCACGCAUGUUUUGUAUUUUUGAAUGUCCUGCCGUCCCGUCUUCAGUCAGUUUAAAGCACUACAAUUGUUCCACAACACAAAAUUCUAAAACUGGCUAGUUUUGUCUCCUUCUUAUAUUGGCUGUUCGAUGUGAACCAGGCUUACUUUUACUUUACUGCUUUUGGGUAAAGUUUGUCGACUUGAAAAUGAAGUUGAUCAACAAAAAACGGUUAUACAAUUACCCUGCCAACUCUAGCUAUGACAUAAUAAUGUGUGCAUGCGUCACACCUCAUGGCCCUUGUCACAUUGUAUCUGUGCUGGCUGACUGGCGGUGUGUUUGUCUGUGUGCCAACAUGUACAGACACAAUGCAAUCAUUUGGUCUGAGUUAUUCCUGUUUUCCAUUUCUGACAACAAUGUACAGAGCUACAGUAGUGUAUAUGGCCAAAUUCUAUUUUUAUUGGAUUUUCUGAAUAGCAAAUAGCAAUGUACUGUACAGAAAAUACACCAGUGGGCCUAUUCCACAAACCCAAACAACCAUAAUCCCCAAACAACCCAGUCCACAGCUCCUUCCCUCCUCUCCAGAGCUGUAUGGGGGUAAUUCAUUGAUUUUAUUAGGAUCCCCAUUAGCCGACGCCAAUGGCGACAGCUAGUCUUACUGGGGUCCGACAUUACAGACAAAAUACUUUACAAUUUACAUGCAUUUAAAACAUGAACAUGUAGUGUGCUUGUGUGUGAGUGCAUCUAUCAGUUACACAUACAUGUCAGUACAUACAACAAGUAAGUCAAAUAGGGGAGAGGUGUUGCUUUAUUUGUUUUUUGAAACCAGGUUUGCUGUUCAUUUGCACUAUAUGAGAUGGAAGGGAGUUCCAUGCAAUCAUUGCUCUGUAUAAUACUGUAUGUGUGUUUAAAUGUGUUCUGGACCUGGGGACUGUGAAAAGACCUCUGGUGGCAUGUCUGGUAGGGUAAGUGUGUGUCAGUGCUAUAAGUUGACUAUGCAAACAAUUUGGAAUUUCUAACACAUGAAUGUUUCUUAUAAAAACAAUGAUGCAGUCUUUCCUCAACUCUUAGCCAAGAGAGACUGGCAAGCAUAGUAUAGACAUCAGCCCUCUGAUUACAAUGAAGAGCAAAAUGUGCCGCUCUGUUCUGGGCCAGCUGCAGCUUAACUAAGUCCUUCUUUGCAGCACUUGAUCAUAUGACUGGAAAAUAAUCAAGAUAAGAUAAAACUAGAGCCUGCAGGACUUGCUUUGUGGAGUGUGGUGUCAAAAAAUCAGAGCAUCUCUUUAUCACGGACCUUUCCCCAUCUUUACAACUAUUUAAUCUAUAUGUUUUGCACAUGCCAGUUUAUAAUCUAAGGUAACACCAAGUAAUUUAGUCUCCUCAACUUGCUCAACAGCCACACCAUUCAUUACCAGAUUCAGCUGAGGUCUAGAACUUAGGGAAUGAUUUGUACCAAAUACAAUGCUCUUAGUUUAAGAGAUGUUCAGGACCAGUUUAUUACUGGCCACCCAUUCUAAAACUGACUGCAACUCUUUGUUUAGGGUUGCAGUGACUUCACUAGUUGUGGUUGCUGACGCGUAUAGGUUUGAAUCAUUAGCAUACAUGGACACACAGGCUUUGUUUAAUGCCAGUGGGUGUUCAUUGGUAAAAAUAGAAAAGAAUAGUGGGCCAAGAGAGCUGCUCCGCGGUACACCACACUUUACAUGUUUAAAAUUAGAGAAGCUUCCAUUAAAGUGUUGUGUAUUCCCAUGGGGGGCCAGUAUGAAAAUGUAUGCACUCACUAACUGUAUGUCGCUCUGGAUAAGAGCGUCUGCUAAAUGACUAAAAUGUAAAUGUAAAAAAUGUGUAUGCUAUUGCCCCCACGGUUGACCAGGCUCUAUCUGAACUACAGUAUGCCUUCAUUGUAUUACAGAAAAACUUUAUUGACCUGAAAUUAGUACUGAAUGCAGGUAAAACUAAGUAUAUGUUCUCUAGAGCGCAUAAAAAUAACUGAUGAUUUAAGCCUACAGUUGAAGUCGGAAGUUUACAUACACUUAGGUUAGAGUCAUUAAAACUUGUUUUUCAACCACUCCACUAAUUUCUUGUUAACAAACUAUAGUUUUGGCAAGUCAGUUAGGACAUCUACUUUGUGUAUGAAACAAGUAAUUUUUCCAACAAUUGUUUACAGAAAGAUUAUUUCACUUAUAAUUCACUGUAUCACAAUUCCAGUGGGUCAGAAGUUUACAUACACUAAGUUGACUGUGCCUUUAAACAGCUUGGAAAAAUCCAGAAAAUGAUGUCAUGGCUUUAGAAGCUUCUGAUAGGCUAAUUGACAUCAUUUGAGUCAACUGGAUGUGUACCUGUGGAUGUAUUUCAAGGCCUACCUUCAAACUCAGUGCCUCUUUGUUUGACAUCAUGGGAAAAUCAAAAGGAAUCAGCCAAGACCUCGGAAAAAAUAUUGUAGACCUCCAAGUCUGGUUCAUCCUUUCCAACUUUCCAAACGCCUGAAGGUACCACGUUCAUCUGUACAAACAAUAGUACACAAGUAUAAACACCGCUCAGGAAGGAGAUGCGUUCUGUCACCUAGAAAUUAAUGUACUUUGGUGCGAAAAGUGCAAAUCAAUCCCAGAACAACAGCAAAGGACCUUGUGAAGAUGCUGGAGGAAACGGGUACAAAAGUAUCUAUAUCCACAGUAAAACAAGUCCUAUAUCGACAUAACCUGAAAGGCCGCUCAGCAAGGAAGAAGCCACUGCUCCAAAGCCACCACAAAAAAGCCAGACUACGGUUUGCAGCUGCACAUGGGGACAAAGAUCGUACUUUUUGGAGAAAUGUCCUCUGGUCUGAUGAAACAAAAAUAGAACUGUUUGGCCAUAAUGACCAUCGUUAUGUUUGGAGGAAAAAGGGGGUUGCUUGCAAGCCGAAGAACACCAUCCCAACCGUGAAGCACGGGGGUGGCAGCAUCAUGCUGUGGGGGUGCUUUGCUGCAGGAGGGACUGGUGCACUUCACAAAAUAGAUGGCAUCAUGAGGAAGGAAUAUUAUGUGGAUAAAUUGAAGCAACAUCUCAAGACAUCAGUGAGGAAGUUAAAGCUUGGUCGCAAAUGGGUCUUCCAAAUGGACAAUGACCCCAAGCAUACUUCCAAAGUUGUGGAAAAAUGGCUUAAGGACAACAAAGUCAAGGUAUUGGAGUGGCCAUCACAAAGGCCUGACCUCAAUCCUAUAAAAAAUGUGUGGGCAGAACUGAAAAAGCACAUGCGAGCAAGGAGGCCUACAAACCUGACUCAGUUACACCAGCUCUGUCAGGAGGAAUGGCCCAAAGUUCACCCAACUUAUUGUGGGAAGCUUGUUGAAGGCUACCCGAAACGUUUGACCCAAGUUAAACAAUUUCAAAGCAAUGCUACCAAAUACUAAUUGAGUGUAUGUAAACUUCUGACCCACUGGGAUUGUGAUGAAAGAAAUAAAAGCUGAAAUAAAUAAUUCUCUACUAUUAUUCUGAAAUUUAACAUUCUUAAAAUAAAGUGGUGAUCCUAACUGACCUAAGACAGGGAAUUUUUACUAGGAUUAAAUGUCAGGAAUUGUGAAAAACUGAGUUUAAAUGUAUUUGGCUAAGGUGUAUGUAAACUUCCGACUUCAACUGUAUGUACUUUAGAUGGUGUCCAUAUUGAUCAUGUCCCUCCUUACAAAUAUCUGGGCAUCUGGAUAGAUGAAAAGCUGUCUCUUAAAAAGGAUAUUGAUGAGUUAGUUAAGAAGUUGAGAAUAAAAAUGGCUUCUUCUCUGUGUUCUAUUAGAUAGAUAGCUCUGAAUCCACGAUAUGGCAGAGGUUGAAAAGCCAUAACACAUACGUUUUUUCAGGUUAUGGUCAAUAAUACCAAAAGCUGCACUGAAAUCUAACAGUACAGCACCCACAAUCUUCUUAUUAUCAAUUUCUUUCAACCAAUCAGCAGUCAUUUGCAGGGGUGCCACUUUUGUGAAGUGCACCAGUCCCUCCUUCAGCAAAGCACCCCCACAGCAUGAUGCUGCCACCCCCGUGCUUCACGGUUGGGAUGGUUGUUCUUCGGCUUGCAAGGCCUUCCCCUUUUUCCUCCAAACAUAACGAUGGACAUUAUGGGCAAACAGUUCUAUUUUUGUUUCAUCAGACCAGAGGACAUUUCUCCAAAAAGUACGAUCUUUGUCCCCAUGUGCAGUUGCAAACCGUAGUCUGCUUUUUAUGCUUUACUUGGAUUAUAGAUACUUUGUACCUGUUCCAGCUCUUACCCUUUGUUUGGGAUGAUUUGAUACUUUUCGCACAAAGUAGUUAAUUCUGGGACAAAAUCCCUUCCUAAUGUAUGAGGCUGCAUUACCUGUGUUUAUCUUACAGUGGGCCACCACAAUUGUGCAAGUUCUCCCACUUAAAAAGAUGAGAGAGGCCUGUGUAAUUUUCUCAUAGGUUACACGUCAAAGCUAUGACAGACAAAUGAGAUUUUUGUUUCCAGAAAAUCACAUUGUAAGGAUUUGAAUGCAUUAUUUGCAAAUUAUGGUGGAAAAUAAGUAUUUGGUCACCUACAAACAAGCAAGAUUUCUGGCUCUCACAGACCUGUAACUUCUUCUUUAAGAGGCUCCUCUGUCCUUCCACUCGUUACCUGUAUUUAAUGGCACCUGUUUGAACUUGUUAUCAGUAUAAAAGACACCUGUCCACAACCUCAAACAGUCACACUCCAAACUCCACUAUGGCCAAGACCAAAGAGCUGUCAAAGGACACCAGAAACAAAAUUGUAGACCUGCACCAGGCUGGGAAGACUGAAUCUGCAAUAGGUAAGCAGCUUGGUUUGAAGAAAUCAACUGUGGGAGCAAUUAUUAGGAAAUGGAAGACAUACAAGACCACUGAUAAUCUCCCUCGAUCUGGGGCUCCACGCAAGAUCUCACCCCGUGGGGUCAAAAUGAUCACAAGAACGGUGAGCAAAAAUCCCAGAACCACACGGGGGGACCUAGUGAAUGACCUGCAGAGAGCUGGGACCAAAGUAACAAAGCCUACCAUCAGUAACACACUACGCCGCCAGGGACUCAAAUCCUGCAGUGCAAGACGUGUCCCCCUGCUUAAGCCAGUACAUGUCCAGGCCCGUCUGAAGUUUGCUAGAGUGCAUUUGGAUGAUCCAGAAGAGGAUUGGGAGAAUGUCAUAUGGUCAGAUGAAACUAAAAUAUAACCUUUUGGUAAAAACUCAACUCGUCGUGUUUGGAGGACAAAGAAUGCUGAGUUGCAUCCAAAGAACACCAUACCUACUGUGAAGCAUGGGGGUGGAAACAUCAUGCUUUGGGGCUGUUUUUCUGCAAAGGGACCAGGACGACUGAUCCGUGUAAAGGAAAGAAUGAAUGGGGCCAUGUAUCGUGAGAUUUUGAGUGAAAACCUCCUUCCAUCAGCAAGGGCAUUGAAGAUGAAAUGUGGCUGGGUCUUUCAGCAUGACAAUGAUCCCAAACACACCGCCCGGGCAACGAAGGAGUGGCUUCGUAAGAAGCAUUUCAAGGUCCUGGAGUGGCCUAGCCAGUCUCCAGAUCUCAACCCCAUAGAAAAUCUUUGGAGGGAGUUGAAAGUCCGGGUUGCCCAGCGACAGCCCCAAAACAUCACUGCUCUAGAGGAGAUCUGCAUGGAGGAAUGGGCCAAAAUACCAGCAACAGUGUGUGAAAACCUUGUGAAGACUUACAGAAAACGUUUGACCUGUGUCAUUGCCAACAAAGGGUAUAUAACAAAGUAUUGAGAAACUUUUGUUAUGACCAAAUACUUAUUUUCCACCAUAAUUAGCAAAUAAAUUUAUUAAAAAUCCUACAAUGUGAUUUUCUGGAUUUUUUUUCCUCAUUUUGUCUGUCAUAGUUGACGUGUACCUAUGAUGAAAAUUACAGGCCUCUCUCAUCUUUUUAAGUGGGAGAACUUGCACAAUUGUUGGCUGACUAAAUACUUUUUCCCCCACUGUAAUAUGGAACAGAGCAAACAAAGCAAGAGAAAAACAAACAAACAUUCAGCAGUCCAUUAAUCAGUUGGUGUAUGUAAGUGUGUGUGUGCUGCGGGGUUGAAGCUAUGAACCCAUAGGCUUAGCGCUCUCAUCCCUGCCAGGCUUUUGGGAGGGAGGGUGGACAAUGAGCCUGUCAUAGCAGAUGUACUGUAAGCAAUGUCCCCACACGCUCUGGCAGCUUUAAUGGCUGGGGUGCAUUUUUCCUCUUCUGGCGCACAGCUUCAGGAUAGUCCUUGUUGAGGAAGAUGUACGUCCCUCUCAAGUUUUUGGCUCUUUCCAGAACAGCUAUCUUGUCCUUGAACCUCAGGAACUUGACCACUAUCGGCCUGGGCCUGUCACCUGGGCCGGUGGUGGGUUUUCCAGUCCUCUGGUUGCGCUCUACCUCAAUGUUCCUGUGGUCCAUCAUCAGUUUCUCAAUGAUCAUUUCCCUCACGUUGUCCUCAGACUCCGUCCAGGUCUCAUGUGGCAAUUCUGCAAUUCCGUCCACAACAAUGUUGUUCCGCCUUGAUUGUCCCUUGAGAUAAGCUGAUUUCUCCAUUAUUAUCAUGGAUUCACAUACAGAACUGAUGUCCUCUCUCAAUGACUUACGGAUUGCUGUCAUCUUGGUGUUCUCCUGUUUAAACUCAUCGAACUGACCAUGGGAGAACUGCAAACUGUUCUUCAGGUCCUGGACCUCUCUGGUCAGGUCGUCCAUUAUUUUAUUAGUUGACUCCACCAGUAUUUGGACACAACACUUUAAGCUAUUUUCUUGUUGUUGUAACAACUGCUUGUAGAAACUUUUUGUUCAUUUAAAAGAUCCUUGACCUGUGAUAGAGAACCACUGUCCUCAACAGUGCUCCCACCGGCUUUGUCAUGGUACCAAUGUAGGCUAUGCUGUUACUCCUCGCACUUCCAGACAGGGCAGGUCGCAGGGAAGAUGGCGCCAACGAGGGAACAAUGAGCUACUUCUCUGGAGCAAAAUAGACCUGGUAUUGUUCAGGGCAGGUCGCAGGGCAGAUGGAAACCGCAACAAACAGCAGAGAUCUAGACAGCCACAAGCCCGGGACAAUCUGUGGUCCUAGCCACAAGGGCUAACCGCGCCGGGGGCUGCGUUCACAAUUCGUUGGGGCAGUGAAUUGUGAAGCGUCUCUCUGUCUGUCAUUAACCCAGGGUUAGUUAUGUGUUAAGCACACUGGGGUUCUGGUCUAGACACACACAGCAGAACACAGCAGAGAUCAGACGUGAGAUGUCAGCCCAACCUGAGCAGCUCGUUAGAGAAACCCCUGAAGGAGCAGACCGUCUCAUGUAUAAACAUAUGGGCCUGGGCUAUUUUAAGAUCCUUUGUGCAUUAGGUGUAUCUGUCUCUCUGAGGGUCUGCGUUUAUAGUGUGUGUGUGUGUGUGUGUGUGUGUGUGUGUGUGUGUGUGAGAGACUGGCCCUGUGUGUGUGCGCAGUGUUCCUGCCUCAGUGAUUCAUCACAGUGCCUGGGGCCAGUGCUCGUGCUCUCUGGACUCAGGGUCUUGCUCUCUCUUCUUUCUCUCUCUUCACUCUCUCUCUCUCCCUCUUACUCUCUCUUUUCUCCCUUCCUCUCUCUCUCUCCCUCCAUCUCCCUCCCUCACUCCUCUCUCUCUCUUUUCCCCUCUGUCAUCCUCUCUUUCUCUCCCAUUCGGUCUCUCUCGCUCUCUCUCUCUCUCUCUCUCUCUCUCGCUCUCUCUCUCCUCUCUCUCUCGCUCUCUCUCUCUCUUGCUCUCUCUCUCUCUGUUUUUCUCUCCCUCCCUCCCGUCGUCCUUCCAUCCCUCAUUCCACAUACUGUCUGAUUGGGAUGUGCAUGCAUCCGUCUCCUGCUGUGUGUGUUUCAAUCAGGUGUUGUUUCUAGCUUGUCCUCGUUUCAUCUCACUUUAUUAUCUCAUUUCCACUACCAGAUAGACAGGGUUUUCAGAUAUUGUUUUGCUGUCUCUAAAGAAAAUAAUGGAGCGCAAGAAGGCGUAGAGGAUGAUUAAACAGACUGUAGCCUACAUUUCAGAGGGUAAUGGAUUAUGGUGAAACUAUUGUCUUGAUUCACUGCUUUUCUGAGGAGGAUAUAUAUCUAACCCCCCAAAAGUGAGGAUAUAUAUCUAACCCCCCAAAAGUGAUAUUUGUUUUCAAACUGACAUUUUUAUUUUAUUUCAGUUUUUCAGUGCUUUUACCCAAUCUGACCAGUGUCUCUCUGUCUCUGUGGCUGUGUGUGCUUGUAUCUCUCUCUGUGUGUGUGUGUCUCUAGUAUUCCCUGUGUAACGAGCCCCUGAUUGAGCUGUCCAACCCUGGGGCCAGUGGGUCUGUGUUCUACCUGACCAAGGACGACGAGUUCAUCAUCAAGACCGUCAUGCACAAGGAGGCCGAGUUUCUGCAGAAGCUGCUGCCUGGCUACUACAUGGUGAGAUGUGACCCCAGACACUCACAAUACGCACACAUGCACGCACUUACACAUACACAAACGCACAUGCGUGCACGAAUAUACACAAACAUACAAACACACAAAAACACAUGCGCCCACACACACACUGCAUCAUUCUUUCACAUACUGCACUCUUCAUCAUUGUAAUCCCACUCACUAACAUACUAAACUCACUCUACAACCAGAGACGCCACCUUUCCUGAUGAAUAAAACAUUCCUUAUUUUCUGACACAAAGGAACAUGAAGCCCAUGUUUUGCUGAUCCCAUCCUUACACACUUCAUUGCUCCAAUCUCAAACAACUCUGCCUAGCUGCUUUAUACCUUGGUACAUUCAUUGUCUAGACCAGGGAUUGGCAACUUUGAUUGGAGUGGGGGCCACAAAAAAUCUGAACUCAUCAUGUGUUUUAGAGUUAAUUUCGUGCAAUUCUACACAUUUUGCCAUGGGCUGUAGAGAAAAUGUAGCUGUUUUAAAAGCUAGUUUGCUGCAAAUCUACAAUUGUUUUUGCCAUAGGAUGGAGAGAAAUGUUUGCAGUUUUUAAUAUGAUAUCUGAGUGAGACUGACUAACAAAAUCAACGGGGGCUCCCCGGGCUCUAAUUUGACCUUGAUUACUACAAGUUUAGAUAGCUGGCCGCUAGACUAACUUACCAAUCUAGAAAAUGUAUCUGACAUGGGCUAAUUGAGUGACGAUCAGUGACUGACAUAACAAGAUAAAAACUGUUGAUGCACAACCAAAUUUCAAAAUUGCACCUUGUGUAUUCUACCUCGUAACAGUAAGUUGAGACCCCGACUAAAUUGAUCCGAGGGCCUGGGUCGCCAGUUGCCCAUUCCUGGUCUAGACUGCAGAUAACUGGAGGUCACCGAGCCAUGGAAGGCCCUUGUCACUGUGUAACAGAAGCAGGAUGUUGUUGAGCCUCAGUUAGCCAUGCUGGUCACACUUCAGUAGAACUCUGUUUAAAUAGCAACAGCUCCAUGUAUGUCCAUGUUUCUAUUUUAGGUUCCUGGUGGGGCUAAGCUUGUGUAAAUUCAUGUACCAACAGGCCUGGCAACAGAGCAUUAGUACAUGAGAACAGGAAGACUCACGCAUUUACACGGACCUUUUCCACAAUUUUGGCUCCAGACCAUUGCAGUUACACGAUUCUUAUGGGUGUUUUAGGUAUGCGAGUUAAGAAGCCCAGAGAGAUUCUGAGCCAUGCAGGUUAUCUAUAGCCUGAAGCCAUAACAGACUUAGACUGACUGACUGAGACACAGUGGGGAGACAGACACACAGACACACAGGCAGUAGAGCAGCUCUACACGUCUGCUGCAGCUGACAGGACUAGGUUGGGCUGGGGGCAUAAUGUAAAGCAUGGUGAUGUAACAGAUGUCCGUGCCACCCCCUCACUUUUCCCCCUCACACUUGUUUUCCACACUCUCUCAUGCUAUUAUUUUCCAUGCCGGUUUUCCCCCCAUCAUUUUUAAAUGUUCCAUGCCAAGCUCGAUUCUCUGUCACGCUUUCACUUGCUCUCACCCUCUCACAUCUCUCUUUCUAUCCCUGUUUUUCCCUCCCCCGCUCUCUCUCUCUCACGUGUCUGUUGUUGACUUGUCAGCGCUGUGCCCUCCACUCAUGGACAGAGGGGUCGUGUCUGGCUGGAGGAUAUGGGUUCACUCCCUCUCUCUCUUCUACUCUCUCUCUAUCAUGCUCCAGUCGGUCUCUCCUUUGAAGGUCACUGGCUGUGGCCUAAAAGCCUGAAGGCCCCUCAGCAGGCUGCUGUUGGAGCCCUGUGGCCCCUCUGGCCCCCUCCGUCCUCUCUCUCUCUCUCUCUCUCUCUCUCUCUCUCUCUCUCUCUCUCUCUCUCUCUCUCUCUCUCUCUCUCUCUCUCUCUCUCUCUCUCUCUCUCUCUCUCUCUCUCUCUCUCUCUCUCUCUCUGUGUCUGUCUGACUGCCAGCGGUGGUUGUCUUUGAGUGGAUAAGGAGCAGGCUCCUUAAGCCACUCUGUCUGCCUGUCUCCCCCUCUCUAUCUACAGUUGAAGUCGGAAGUUUACAUACAUUUAGGUUGGAGUCAUUAAAACUUGUUUUUCAACCACUCCACAAAUGUCUUGUUAACAAACUAUAGUUUUGGCAAGUCGGUUAGGACAUCUACUUUGUGCAUGACACAAGUAAUUUUUCCAACAAUUGUUUACAGACAGAUUAUUUCACUUAUAAUUCACGGUAUCACAAUUCCAGUGGGUCAGAAGUUUACAUACACUAAGUUGACUGUGCCUUUAAACAGCUUGGAAAAUUCCAGAAAAUGAUGUCAUGGCUUUAGAAGCUUCUGAUAGGCUAAUUGACAUCAUUUGAGUCAAUUGGAAGUGUACCUGUGGAUGUAUUUCAAGGCCUACCUUCAAACACAGUGCCUCUUUGCUUGACAUCAUGGGAGAAUCAAAAGAAAUCAGCCAAGACCUCAGGAAAAGAAUUGUAGACCUCCACAAGUCUGGUUCAUCCUUGGGAGCAAUUUCCAAACGCCUGAAGGUACUACGUUCAUCUGUACAAACAAUAGUACGCAAAUAUAAACACCAUGGGACCACGCAGCCGUCAUUCUGCUCAGGAAGGAGAUGCGUUCUGUCUCCUAGAGAUGAAUGUACUUUUGUGCGAAAAGUGCAAAUCAAUCCCAGAACAACAGCAAAGGACCUUGUGAAGAUGCUGGAGGAAACUGGUACAAAAGUAUCUAUAUCCACAGUAAAACAAGUCCUAUGUCUACAUAACCUGAAAGGCUGCUCAGCAAGGAAGAAGCCACUGCUCCAAAACCGCCAUAAAAAAGCCAGACUACGGUUUGCAACUGCACAUGGGGACAAAUAUCGUACUUUUUGGAGAAAUGUCCUCUGGUCUGAUGAAACAAAAAUAGAACUGUUUUGGCCAUAAUGACCAUCAUUAUGUUUGGAGGAAAAAGGGGGUGGCUUGCAAGCCGAAGAACUCCAUCCCAACCGUGAAGCACGGGGGUGGCAGCAUCAUGCUGUGGUGGUGCUUUGCUGCAGGAGGGACUGGUGCACUUCACAAAAUAGAUGGCAUCAUGAGGAAGGAAAAUUAUGUGGAUAUAUUGAAGCAACAUCUCAAGACAUCAGUCAGGAAGUUAAAGCUUGGUCGCAAAUGGGUCUUCCAAAUGGACAAUGACCCCAAGCCUACUUCCAAAGUUGUGGCAAAAUGGCUUAAGGACAACAAAGUCAAGGUAUUGGAGUGGCCAUCACAAAGCCCUGACCUCAAUCCUAUAGAUAAUUUGUGAGCAGAACUGAAAAAGCGUGUGUGAGCAAGGAGGCCUGACUCCGUUACACCAGCUUUGUCAGGAGGAAUGGGCCAAAAUUCACCCAACUUAUUGUGGGAAGCUUGUGGAAGGCUACCCGAACCGUUUGACCCAAGUUAAACAAUUUAAAGGCAAAGCUACCAAAUACUAAUUGAGUGUAUGUAAACUUCUGACCAACUGGGAAUGUGAUGAAAGAAAUAAAAGCUGAAAUAAAUCAUUCUCUCUACUAUUAUUCUGACAUUUCACAUUCUUAAAAUAAAGUGGUGAUCCUAACUGACCUAAGACAGGGAAUUUUUACUAGGAUUGUGAAAAACUUACUUUAAAUGUAUUUGGCUAAGGUGUAUGUAAACCUCCGACUUCAACUGUAUCUAUCUAUCUCUCUCUCUCUAUCGCUCUAUUUCUCUCUCUCUCUCUCUCUCUCGCUCUCUCUCGCUCUCUCUCUCUAGCUCUCUCUCUGUCUGUCUGCCAGCCAGUGGUGGUUGUCUUUGAGUGGAUAAGGAGCAGGCUCCUCUGUCAUUACUUUAAUGGGAUUUAGGAGGUUUUUGGAACGUUUGUCGCUUGGCUAACCUAAUUUAAAGGGGAAGAUUGAUGAUGAGGAGAUAUUUUUACUGAAGGAUGAAUUAGAUUUGUUUAAACGGCUCGUGCUUUGGGUUACUGCUUUCGGUCUUUUUUUAGUUAUUCAUGUGUUUUGAAUAUUUUGAAGGUUAGUUUAGUGGUACCAAAUUCUGGACUGUUUGUUCCAAUACUGCCCUGUGCUCUUGGUGCUGUUGGUCUUUUUCUUACUCUGUCUUUCUCUUUCUCCAGAACCUCAACCAGAACCCUCGCACCCUGCUUCCCAAGUUCUUCGGCCUGUACUGCAUCCAAUCUGGCGGUAAGAACAUCCGCAUGGUGGUCAUGAACAACGUUCUACCGCGCGCCGUCCGCAUGCACCUCAAGUUUGACCUGAAGGGCUCCACGUACAAACGCUGUGCCUCCAAGAAGGAGAGACAGAAAGCCAAGCCCACCUUCAAAGACCUGGACUUCAUGCAGGACCUGCAGGAUGGCCUGAUGCUGGACCAGGAUAUGUACAGCGCUCUGGUCAAGACCCUGCAGAGAGACUGUCUGGUGAGGAAAACCAGCCGGGUUUAGGACCCAUUGCUAUAAAGGUUUAAAUUACACAUUGACGUAGUUUGAAACCUAGCAUCUAUAGUUGUGGGCAUUAAAAAUUUACUUUUUCAAUCUAGCUCUUUUUCUUGUACAAUUAACAAAAACGGAUGUGAAAGGAAAACAACAAAACAUUAGCCACAUCUGGCCAGCAGAACCAGCUCCUCAAAAUGUAAUAUAACAUAAAAGGAUAUCUAGCACAAGGAGAUACAUCAUCAUCCCCCAUGUAUUCAUUAUAUUUGUUAGAAUAGACAGCCAACAGCAGGCAGAAUGAACACAUGAAUAGCACUCAAGUGAAGAUUUGAACACAAAAAAGGAAAAUUAUUUCAGAAUUGUUUUGAUGGAUGAAUCCAUUUAGAACUAAAUUGAGAGUAUGCCUAGUACAUGAAGUCAAAAGUAAUAUCAUCAUUCCUGUAUGUAAUGUAAUUUCAUAAACCAGACUGGUUUUCAAUUUAACAAAAGUAAGAGGAACUAUUUAAAAUAUUUUCACGAAGACAACAGACAAGUUUAGGCCUACUAAAUAGACAGUUCCAUACAUGUCCAUCGUUAAUAUGACAAACUCUCUUUGACGCCAAGCAGCAAGUUCAUAAUUAAAUACAUUUCUGAAAUAUGCCCCUGACUGUGCGGUUACGUCAUCCACUGUAAAGCAAAUGUUUUAUAUGGCACUGCAGUACAGGUUAACUUUUUAAUGCCCUGAACUGCAAAAGAAAAGAUCAUUGAGAAGGACCCCAUUGACGGGUGGACCUGUUCAUAGGGUUGAUAGACCUGGCUCAGUCGCAUAACUGUGACCCAUAUCUCUGUGUAUGUUGCCAGGUGCUGGAGAGCUUUAAGAUCAUGGACUACAGCUUGCUGCUGGGGGUCCAUAACAUCGACCAGGCAGAGCGGGAGCAGCAGAUGGAGGGAGGCGAGAAGGAUGAGAAGAGGCCCGUGGCCCAGAAGGCCCUCUACUCCACCGCCAUGGAGUCUAUCCAGGGAGGGGCUGCCUGCGGCGAGUCUAUCGACACAGACGACACGUGAGUGAAUGAGACGUGUGACAGGCUGGGUGGGGUGUGUUUGAGUGUCGCUUGCUGUCUCCUUGUAAAUCUCUCUGUUUGUCAGUGUCACUUUUUUUAUCUCACUCCAUCUCUUCAUGUUUGUCUCGGUAGGAUGGGAGGCAUCCCAGCAGUCAAUGGGAAAGGAGAGCGUCUACUCCUCUACAUCGGAAUCAUAGACAUCCUGCAAUCCUACAGGUAAUAAUCAUACAUCAUUCAGUCAUACAGGUACCCAUACAUCAUAUAAAUUAUACAGAGUUGUGUUCAUUAGGGCACACUGUAGCAAAACGUUUUGGAAUGGAAACGAAAACUAAUGUUUCUUAUUGGAGAAGUUCAGAUAGUCCCUCUAUUUACUUCAGUUUGGGGCCUAAUGAAUGUGACCCAGGUAACUACACUGAACAAAAAUAUAAACGCAACAUGUAAAGUGUUUGUCCCAUGUUGCAUGAGCGGAAAUAAAAGAUCCCAGAAAUGUUCCAUACGCACAAAAAGCUUAUUUCUCUCAAAUGUUGUGCACAAAUUUGUUUACAUUCCUGUUAGUGAGCAUUUCUCCUUUGCCAAGAUAAUCCAUCCACCUGACAGGUGUGGCAUAGCAAGAAGCUGAUUAAACAGCCUGAUCAUUACACAGGUGCACCUUGUGCUGGGGACAAUAAAAGACCACUCUAAAAUGUGCAGUUUUGUCACACAACACAAUCCCACAGAUGUCUCAAGUUUUGAGGGAGCGUGAAAUUGGCAUGCUGACUGCAGGAAUGUCCACCAGGGUUGUUGCCAGAUAACUGAAUGUUCAUUUCUCUACCAUAAGCCGCCUCCAAUGUCGUUUUAGAGAAUUCGGCAGUGCAUCCAACCGGCCUCACAACCGCAGACCACGUGCAUGUUGUUGUGUGGGUGAGCAGUUUGCUGAUGUCAAUGUUGUGAACAGAGUGCCCCAUGGUGGUGGUGGUGGGGUUAUGGUAUGGGAAGGCAUAAGCUACAGACAACGAACACAAUUGCAUUUUAUUGAUGGCAAUUUGAAUGCACAGAGAUACCGUGACGAGAUCCUGAGGCCCAUUGUCGUGCCAGUCAUCUGCCGCCAUCACCUCAUGUUUCAGCAUGAUACUGCACAGCCCCAUGUCGCAAGGAUCUGUACACAAUUCCUGGAAACUGAAAAUGUCCCAGUUCUUCCAUGGCCUGCAUACUCACCAGACAUGUCACCCAUUGAGCAUGUUUGGGAUGCUCUGGAUCAAUGUGUACGACAGCCUGUUCCAGUUCCCGCCAAUAUCCAGCAACUUUGCACAGCCAUUGAAGAGGAGUGGGACAACAUUCCACAGGCCACAAUCAACAGCCUGAUCAACUCUAUGCGAAGGAGAUGUGUCACGCUGCAUGAGGCAAAUGGUGGUCACACGAGAUACUGACUGGUUUUCUGAUCCACGCCCCUACCUUUCUUUUUAAGGUAUCUGUGAUUAACAGAUGCAUAUCUGUAUUCACAGUUAUGUGAAAUCCAUAGAUUUGGGCCUAAUGAAUACGUUUCAAUUGACUGAUUUCCUUAUAUGAACUGUAACUCAGUAAAAUCUUUGGAAUUGUUGCAUGUUGUGUUUAUAUUUUUGUUCAGUAUAAAUUAGAACUCAUUCAGUCACUCUCUGUCAUGUAGAACCAGCCUCCCAGCUUCAUAAGAUGAACAACAUAUUCAGCCUCCAUCAGUGUAUAAAACAACAGCCUGUAGCAUGGAUGGCUGACGCUUUUUAUAUUUGUCUCUGUGACUUUAAUACCAAACGUUUGAGUGUUAUUUCUUUACGGUUCCAGGCUAAUAAAGAAACUGGAGCACACAUGGAAAGCUAUGGUUCACGAUGGGGUGAGUUUCACGUUCAUUAUAUAAUCCUUCUUUAUUUGUAUUUCCUAUUACAGUCUGGGUGGGCUCUGUAAUCAUAUCUGAUCUCUUUAUGAACAUAAUCAUUUCUAAAAUCCGUUUCUUCUCUGGCUUAUGGGUUAUGUCAUACUAUGUUUUCUUCUUAUGAGUUAUUCUAUUGCCAAGUCUUGUGACUGGUUGAGGUUUUCUUUGGUUAUGUUUAGGGGUCAAGGGUUUCCUGAUCAUGUGACCUACGAGUAGAGCCCAGAGUUUUUCCUGCUCAGGUCAUGUGUUGAGGAAAAACUCCUGGCCCCUAGUCCUUUUUAUGGACAGACAGCCUUCCUUACUCCAGCCCUUCCCAGGCAGACAGCUGUGUAACCAGUUGUGUGUGUUUUAAUCAUUGAACACCAAGCCAGCGUUUGUCUAUUCCCCCCUCUCUCUGUCUGGGAGUAUGCUAUACCCAGACCGUGUGGUAACUGCCAUUCUUUUCCCUCAUGCAUUUAUUGAUGAAGUCACAGCUAUACGGCCUCCCGAGUGGCGCAGCGGUCUAAGGCACUGCAUCACAGUGCUUGAGGCGUCAAUACAGACCCCCAGGCUGUAUCACAACCGGCCGUGAUCGGGAGUCCCAUAGGGCGGCGCACAAUUGGCCCAGCGUCGUCCGGGUUUGGCCAGUAUAGGCCGUCAUUGUAAAUAAUAAUUUGUUCUUAACUGACUUGCCUAGUUAAAUAAAGGUAAAAUAAAAAAUAAAUACAGACAGGUUGAGCUAUUGUGGAGAAGCAGGGUAGCCCUUUGUGUGUGUUUGGCCUUGUGUAUAAGUGCAGGUCCUUCUGGCCAUUUGUCUAAGUAGUGUGUGUAGCCUCCUAAUUGAAUCUGUCCAAUACACAUGUACUCAGCGACCCAGUAAGAGCCCCCUCCUCAUCUCUUCCUCUUUCCCCCUCUCCACAUCUCCAUCACUAACAUAUCCUGUGGCUGUGACCUCAAACACCUCAGACUCCCCCCUUUCCUCUCAGACAUCAGCUUCAGGAUGCUCCUAAUAUAGAACGACAGUCUCUCACUCUCUCUCACUCUCUCUCUCUCUCUCUCUCUCUCUCUCUCUCUCUCUCUCUCUCUCUCUCUCUCUCUCUCUCUCUCUCUCUCUCUCUCUCUCUUUCUCUCUCUCUCUCUUUCUCUCUCUCUUUCUCUCUCUCUUUCUUUCUUUCUUUCUUUCUUGCUUAUUUCUCCCUCACCCUCUCUUGUCUAACAAGCCUGGUGUACAUCACCUUAGGUUCUCACCCUGUCUCUGUGACGUGUUGUGAAACCAGCAUAAUGACUGAAUGAUGAAGGGCCUUAUAUUCUCAGGGUUAACACAUCUAACACAUACGCACAUCGGGAUUUAUUCAGCUGCAGUGAUGCUCUCAUUGUCUACCUCUGAAUAAUAGGAUGGGAUGAGGAAGUGUUGUUUUCUUCUGGCCUACUCUAGAGAGAGAGGAUUCAUACUCUCCCUCUAUCUCUCUCUCUCUCGCUCUCUCUACCUCUCUCUCGUUCGCUUUGUCUUUCUCUCCUCAUACCCUUUUCUCUGCCUCUCUCCAUCUUUCUUUCUUUCUCUCUCUCUCUCUCUCUCUCUCUCUCUCUCUCUCUCUCUCUCUCUCUCUCUCUCUCUCUCUCUCUCUCUCUCUCUCUCUCUCUCUCUCUCUCUCUCUCAGGACACCGUAUCAGUCCAUCGGCCAGGCUUCUAUGCAGACAGGUUCUUCAAAUUUAUGAGCAGCACUGUGUUCAAGAAGAGCUCCUGUGAGUAGACCUGACCAGACUAGACUAGACUACCAGUCAGUCAGACUGACAGACACACCGCUUCCACUGCCUCAAGCUGUCUGAGAAAAUCAAAGACCUGCUAAAUUCACUUAUUGUUAUGCUUGAAGGUUGCUGUUGGCUUUUAACUUGAUGUCUUUAACUUGAUGUCUUUUGAAUGGAUGUACUUUUUCACUUGAACUGCAAAUCCUCUUAUGUAUUUUGUACUGGGAGGGAUUAGAAAAGAUAGAAGAUAUUGAACACUCAAACACACACUUAGUACAGUGUUCCCUUUGGUAAUAAGAAGAUGUAAGUGAUGUUAUUCCUCUGUGUGUGUUCCCCAGCCUUGAAGUCUUCUCCCAUUAAGAAGGGCCGUGUGGGCCUGACGGUGCCUAAGUACACUGGCCCUGGGGCCGCCUGGUCAGCCAGCCAGCUGCCCUCGGAGAGAGAUGACAACAUCUACGACCUGAGAGGAGCACGCAGCUUCCCCACACUGGAGGACGAGGGUAGGGGGUACUAGAUCAUGCAAACACCCCCACCGUCACAUUCACACACUCCACCUUCACACAGCGCUAUCAUUUUAUCCUAGCUGUUAACGGAGACUGGAUGCAGGUGUUUUGACAACCUGUUCUGAUUCUCUCUCUCGCUCUCUCUCUCCCUCUCUCUUUCUCUCAGGGCGACCAGACCUCCUCCCCUGCACCCCUCCGUCAUUUGAGGAGGCGACCACAGCCUCCAUCGCCACAACGCUCUCCUCCACCACCUCUCUGUCCAUCCCAGAGAGGUCUCCCUCAGACGCUGGAGCAGAGCACCCCCGCUACAGGUACCAGAACAACAGCUCUGAGAGAAGGUACAGCUAUGGACACAAUGUCCUAUUUAUGGAGCAUGUAUUCAUGACACAUGUGGAGCAUGUCCUUUUCAUGAGAAGAAAAUAAAAAACAAGAAGAAGAAAACAAGUCAAGAUGUAUAAUAUAAUGGUUAUACCAUGUUCAUGACUGAAUAACUAACAAUAACUGGUUGUGUUGAACUGUCAAAGCUAUAGAGCCUAUUUUAUGUACCCCACCCUGGCUUAUAACACCAUUAACUUACAGUGGUCUCUCUGUCUGUCUGUUUCUCUGCAGGAGGCACACCCAGUCUGUCAGUCAUGACGGGAGGUAAGAACACUACCCUGCAUGGCCUGUAUGAAUGCACAACUUAUUCCGUUGUAUAAAGGACUUGGUAGUUCUUACAGUGCUAGUCAUUCUGUCUCUGACCAGUGAGGAAGGCUACUACGCUAGGGUGUGUCAGAUCUGCCUGUUGGUCUGCGUUUUUAUGUGCGUGACCACCCUUCCUGUCGCUCAGUUGUAUUCCCUGUGUAUGUGUGUGUUAAAGCUGAUGGUCUGCACUUUAACCUCAUAGUCAUUGUCUAAUUUCAAAGUGCUGGAGUAAAGAUCCAAAACAACAAACCAUUUGUCACUUUCACAAAACUUUUGGAGCUCACUGUAUGUAUGUUUGCGUGUGUACUUACAUUACGCAUGUUUGUGUGUAGGACUCAGGAGGAGGUGCUUGAGGAGGAGCAGCAGACCAUCACGGUGGAGGUGGAGGUGAAGAGACACGACAGCGAGCCCACCAUCACGGCCCCACAGCCCUCUCCAGAGACCAGGUACACAGCCUCAACCUUACUCUACAUAGACCAAGAUUUAUCACACAAAGCCCUUAAAAGGCAGGCUCAACUCUACUGAACGGCACACCCAGCAUCCAACACACUCCCUGAAACCAGAGCCAUACAUUGAAAACGUCUCACCUGCGACAGGAUAACACCUUGGUUAGCUAACACUCCACUCUGGGAAGUGGGGCAGCCAUGCUCCCAUUUGGUUGAUAGGGUGGCGGUGAUAUUAAAUCCCCACCUUACACCUUACUCUAAGUCCCAUUUGGUUAUUGUGGUUGUGGGCUGUUGCGAUGCUGUUAAAUCCCUUAUUAUGGACAGAUAAGCACUGCCUACGGAUGUUCUCUGGAGCAGCAAUCUAAUUAGGUUAAGAGAGUGGAGUAGGGUGAGAGGCACAGGGUAAUAGGGUGACACCAAUUACUGUAAAAGGGUGAGACAGACAGACAGGAGUGCAUUGGGAAAGUCAUGGAGCGGCCAGGCAGUGGAACUAGGUUAGAGGGUCUGGGGCUAAGGCUGAGAGGCUGAGACAGGGCCAGACAAAUGGCCUCAGGGGGCUGGAUGGGGUAGAAGGGGAAGGGUGAAGGGGGCCGGCAGGGCGACGGGAUACUGGGGAAUUAGCCAUCUGGAGACCCGGCUCCUCAAAGCAGCCUCAGAGACUCCCCUUCUGGGGGAGAGAGUGGGAGGUGAGAAAAAGAGAGAGAGAGAGAGAGAGGUAGAAAGAGUGCAAGGUCCAUGGCUGCAUGGCAACCACAACACCAAGUCCCCCCAUUAAAUACUUCUUCCCAGCCAAUCAGGUCCGUCUCGGAGUCUGAGAUGCUGUCAUUGCUCUUUAGGAACGCCAGGCUCCAGGUUUUUCAGCGUGAACUCUAAACACACAAGGCUGAGAAAGCAAUCUGGGAUAAGCUUAAGUCGUUCCUAAUAGUCAAUGAUCUGGGCCUGGACAAUAGAGGGAUUGUGGUGGCGCGGCACCAUGCCAUCUGGUACUGUAAGUCUUGGUUAGUGCCGUCUUCUCAAACCACCCUGGUGCCUGUUCCUUCUGUUCUAGUGGUUCAGCCUCAGCUCUGCCUGUCUGGGCUGGUUCUUGAUCAUUAGAAGGGCUUAAUCGGAAGUGUCCCUGAUAAUUUGUCUGUACAGCUAUUCUAUCCUGUGCGUGAGAGAGAGAGAGAGCGAGUAGCGAGAGCAGGUGUGAGUGUGUGUUAGAGAGCAGGUGUGUACAGUAUGUCGUAUCACGUCUGUGGUUGUGUAUGAGCAGGUGUGCGUCUGUCUCUUCUCUCAGUGAGGUACCAGAGGUAGCCGAGGCUCCUGCUGCUGCCCCACCCUCCUCCUCCUCUCCCCCAGCCCCUGGGGCCCCUGCUGAAGCCUCUGCUGAGGCCCCUGGCCCAGAGGCUGCUGCCAGUCCCAAAGUGGUGGUGGUGGAGGCUGAGCGGGACCGCCGGGGCAGCACAGUGUCUGGGUCCGGAUGCACCAGCCAAGCCUCCCAGGACGACGAGGAUGACGUGCCAAUCACAGACAUCUACUUUGUAAGCUGUGCUUUCAUUGGCUCAGCACACACACACUCACACACACACACACCUGGGUCGUAUUCCUUAGGGCACACAACAGAAAACGGUUUAAAACAUUUUGUAGGCUUACAACAUGGUAAAUAGCUAAAUACUACAGUAUCCUAGCUACUAAAUAGCUUCUAGGUUUGUCAGUCAGCAGGCAUACUGCACUAACAUGAUACAGACAACAGCAGAUGGUAAACUAGACACAGAUAGCUUACAUAAUCUCCAUUGGCCAUCAUUUCCAUUUUUGAUUUGUCAUAUAUUGUUUGCCCAUGUGUGUAACUCCUCAUUGCCACCCGUAAUGCAGCUGGUCAGAGUGUGUGUUAUUAGUGUUGGGUCAUGGGAAGGUAUGUGUGUGUGAGUCUGAGUUGGAUGCCUUUCUACAGAAGCAUUGACAGUUGGACUUUAUUUUUUUUAUUUUUUUAUUUUAGCAGACACUCUUAUCCAGAGCGACUUACAGUUAGUGAGUGCAUACAUUUUUCAUACUGGCCCCCCGUGGGAAACGAACCCACAACCCUGGCGUUGCAAGCGCCAUGCUCUACCAACUGAGCUACAGGGGGGGCAGAGAGGGUGAGUCUGUAGAGGGUUAAGGGUUAACCCUAGAGUUGAUGUCUUCGCCCCCGUGGAAAUCUAAUUAGCAUUUUUUUUUUAUCCCCAUCAAAAUCCAUCAGUUUAAGCUAGAGAUAUCUGUUUUUUGCAUCUGCGGUGAAAGGUGGCAGAGCUAGAGCGGUGUUUGUCAGACCAUGAGACAUCCCGAAAAUCGGUCUUCUCACGAAAACGUCUGCAGCACUCUAACGAUUUGGCCUACACACUAAUAUGACCCUUCCAUGGAAAGGUGAGUCUCUCACGUUUUGCUCUAGGAUGCCUGCAUUCCUCACAAAGCUAGUCUAAAGGUAGCCAGGUACUAGUUAAAAAAAUGAAUGGAAGUAAAUAUGGAGAUAGUUUAGUGCUUAAAAUAAGGGGUUAAAUACAUGCCCCAAAACAAAAGAUCUAUCUCUCAGAUAAAAAUAGGACAGACACUUUAGAACAAACUUCCUUUUGAUAAAAAAUUUUUACUAUCUGUUUAUCCAUGUAUGAAGCUGUUAUUCAAUGCGUUUCUAUGGGCUAAUAGCAGCAAGGCCAAAUUCAAUGUUUCAUCAAAUAAUUGUUAUAUAUUUUUUUUUUUAUACCUUAAGGGGUCCUAAAAUUCUAAAUCAAAUAGCUAAAUUAUCCUUGGUAUGAACAUCUUAAAACAAUUCCAUAUGUUAGGUUCUACGACAGAUUUCAGAACCAGAGCCAUGUAUUUAUGGAUGAGUCUCUGGUGAUAAGGGAUGAGAAGGCUGGAAUGGGAAGGCUCCUCUGGCAUUCCUUUGACUGGUGGACAGUCUCUCCUGCAAUCAAACACCUCACACUGUGGCCCAGUAGGUCUGUCUGUGGCCCUGAGGGUCAAUAGGUCUGUCUGUCUGUUUAGGAGCUCUCAGUUGUCUGAUGACCAUUUCACCUACUCUGCCUCUCUCUUCAUGUGCAGUAGCUCAGGUCAGGAGACAUAGAAAAUAGAGACUAUAUCACCCCUGCCUCUGUAUGCACCUGUCGUCAUUUACAUUUAGCCAACAGACACAGAUUAGGUCAUUUCACAUUUUAAUGGAACAUUAUUUUAUUUGUAGAGUGCUUCUAAAUGGCUGUAGUAUACAAUAUGGCCAUGUCACUUCAUAUGUCGUAUGAAUACGAAGCCAAUACUAGUAGACAGCAUAAACAGAUGAUUGUCUUCUGGGUAGAAUAAACAGAUUAUUAUUUACAUUUACAUUUUAGUCAUUUAGCAGACGCUCUUAUCCAGAGCAAUUAGGGUUAAGUGCCUUGCUCAAGGGCACAUCGGCAGAAUUUUCACCUAGUCGGCUCGGGGAUUAGAACCAGCGACCUUUCGGUUACUGGCACAACGCUCUUAACCACUAAGCUACCUGACUGGUAAAAGCAGAGAUGACUCUUCCAAAACAAUUCAUGGGAUAUUGCACCAGUCCUACGAGACAGAGCGGACAUUACUCUGAGAGCUCUUGGAGAGAGGGCUUAAGUGAUUGUUCUAGUCAGAGCAGGAAAGAUGUCCGAGGAGCGCUUCACAAGCCCCUGUUAAGUGGCUACAGCCUGAAUUAUGAAUGUAUCAUUAGCAGUCACUAGGCUUGGGCGGUAUACCAUAUAUACCGUAUACUGGGGCAUUUGGAAAUAGACACAGGAUGGUUUUUUCAAUACCGUCAAUACCAUUGAAACCAUUUCUUUUGAAGUUUUUCAAUAGAUGUUAAUAUUCGUAGCUACUUUUUAAGUAAAUACCUGCAGUCAACUUGUGCAAUAGGAGAUAAAGCAGAUCUCAUUCUUCAUUUCACUUGUCACAUUAUUUAACAUUAUGAAGCUUACCAAAGUUCCCCAGAACAGUUGAGCCAGUCACGUGUUUGUUUGUAAAUAGCACAACGGGAGAAGGCGGGAGUACAGCUGUAUAUUGACAGGGGUUGCAUUUUAUAUUGAAAGUCAAGUGUUUCUUUACUUCAAUAGAGUGAUCAGGGACAUGCAACUAUAGUUUUCCUUCAAAGAAAAUACAUUAGUGCGACACAUUCGGCAGAAAAUAGCUUAAUUUUAAUUAGAUGACAACAGAAGUUCAAUGCUAUUUGGCUGGCAGCCACACAAGGAAAUGAGCUUACAAUGAAAAAGCAAGGUCUUUUCUUGCAGAAAUAAUGCAUGGCCAUCAUCUUUCUAAUGUUUAUUAUAGAAAGAAGUUAGCCAGCUACAUUUCCUAAUGUUUUGCUUAAAGAUAAUUGCGUAAGCUUUCUGUUUGAGAAGUCAAAGCCCUUUGGAUGACUUAUCUGUACAGCUGCCACUGCUAUCUUUUGAUUUCCUUGCGUUUUUUCUCCUCUCCGUUCUCGGCCCGUCUGCUCCUCCACGAUCUUCGCAGAGCAGACAGGCCCAUUGCCCUAGCGACUCCAGACUCGACACAGACACAGCGUGUACACAUGCUGCUUCAGAGCAAGUAUUGUUCUUCCUUCAGACAAGCAUGCGUCAAAACAUUUUUCAUUUGCACAAUGUCUCUCGUUCACAUUCGCUUGUAAAUGUCCAAACUCACCAAAAAUGACAUUCGGUAGCUCCUACCUAUAUAUGUAUAACUUUAUGAGCUGGAUUGACUGUCUUUGCAAUUUGUUUAUUUUGGAUUGCGCUUGUUAGCAUAUUUAGCAACCAGCCUCCAUGGAAAUUCGCUAUUACUUUCUGGUAACAGACGCCCAAUGGUAUUUUAUGCAUUUUCUGGCGCCCCCUUGUGUACUAAGCCGAUAAUGAUGUAAAUCCUGGGUUGAGAGAAAGACCGUAUGACGAUAUGAAAAUCUGGAUACCGCCCAACCCUGGCAGUCACCACCUCCCUUUCUCUAUUGCUGUCUUUCACACUCUCUUCUCUCACCCUCUCGCUGUGACGGAGGCUCAAUGCGUCCGCAUGCUUCCCAGCCGAAACGGUUCGGUAGAGUUUGUGCAUAUAUUAUGACGACAUUUUGUGACGUUUUUGUUAGUUUUGGACUUCGGUGGGGGUAUUUUCGGCUGUUCGGGCACACAAAUAUUUUUCUGGAGGCAAGUCGAAGUUCAGAGACAAAGUCUACGCUCCUUCGUCAGUGAUUGGUCAACAGUAGGGAUUCUUCAAUAAAGUCUGUUGUCAUUCUAUGAGAGACGACUCGUUUUCAUGCAAAUUCUUUAAUUUAAAAAUACUGCAACAAACAUCUUAGUUAGAUGUACAAUUGCGCAACUAAUAUCUCUUCGGCAAAAACGUACAAAUCUAUGAGAGAUUUCUUGAGUUAUUAGAUUAAUUCUGACUAUUUUGAUGAAGUGUAUACUGGCAACAGCGUCUCAAAACGGACAAACAGUACUAUUGACGCUUUUUUCUAGUUUUUCAAGUGAAGGUCUUUUAAGGGAGUAUGUGAGCACACUCGUUUGGUUCAGGGGGGGUGAGAUAGUGAAGGAAUGCACCAGACCUAUUCAUCAUCAUGGCUGAUUCACAUUUAAUUUCAUCACCCUUCACCAUAACACAGUCAAACCAGCAAUCAUCUCUUCUAUCACCUCAAUACUUAACCUUUAAUUUCCCUCCAUGUUCCAUCUUUGUGUCAUUUGUCUGUCCCUCCAUCCCUUUCACUCCUCUCUCCUCUGCCCUCUCUGGUCUCUCCCAUCUCUCUGUGGGGAUGUGCUGUCAGCUUGCAGGGAGAACCUGGGUGUUCUCUCCUGUCCUGCGGAGGAGAAAGCUCCAGACCAGCUCUCAGAUGCAGUGUAAGUCUGUGGGACAUGCUGGUAGCUCUGCUAACUGCUUAGUCAAUGCUUCAGUUAGUAGCACCUUUUUAUACAGAUAUCAAUGGCCUAUAGCUGUGAAUGGAGUUGUUGUAGCUUAGUCCCCCAGUCUGCUUACUUUGAGUCUUAGUGCUGUAACUGUAGUGAUUCCUCAGUUGAUCUUCUCAAUGUUUGAUCUUCUGAAAUUUGACAAGAUCCAUAAUGGACUGAUAUUCCUUAAUGAGCAUAUUUUCUCAAAGGAUACUUGAUGUGUAAGAGGGCAUGACACAUGAUAUGCUCUACAUAUUGUGCUAGACCUUUUUUAUUUAAUCAUGUCAUGUGUUUCCUCUCAUUAGAACAAAAGGGGUCAUGGCCUUUUUUGUUCUGCCUUCAUAUCAUGUCUUUGUUAAUAUUAUUUAUUUACCUCAUCCUCCGCUUGGGGUUUGUUCCUCUUCAUGUUGAAUCAAAUCAUGGCCGGCUGGAGAAGACUCCAUGUAGAGAGAGAGAGAGAGGGGGAGAGAUGGGGCAAGAAAGGAGGAAGAAGGGAGGAAGUGGCUGAGUUACAGGAGGGGGCUCUGGCUUCUCAUUUGAGGCCAUCUGUCUCUCUCGUUCACUCCCACUCCCUGUCUUCCCACCUCUCUCUCUCUCUCUCUCACUUUCUCUCUCCACCUGAGUGGUCUCCCUGUGGAAGGUGUGUCAGAUCUUGCGCUGUGAGUGUGGCGUGUGUGUGCAUAUGGUGUGUGUGUGUGUGUAUAAGCGUGUGUGAGCGACGAGUGUGUGUGUGACGUCAAACCUCAGUGCCGCUUCCAACUACGUCAUCACAGGCAGUGUGUGGCAGCUGCUGCUCUUUCUUAAAGGGAGAGUACCGUACAGGGCAACGCCACGGUCACUGCAUCAGAGACCAUGCAGCACUGAGGCUCUGACAAGGCUAAACACUUAAUGCACAUAAUAAGCAACACACAGAGCACUUUUCUUUAUUGAGAAAGAAAGGGGGGAAGAUGCUUUGGGAGAAUAUGUCCUUUUGGCUGUUGGCAGUACUGGCACCCUCGCUUUCCACCCACCACUAACCACCCACUCCCACCCUGUUUUCUGGCUGAUACAUACUGUAGAUUCAUAAUUUUUUCUGUCCACUUCAUCUUGGCUUUUUUGAAAUAGCAUAGUCAUAGAAAGCAAUUAUUAGGCACAUACAUAGCCCUACCAGCCAGCAUUACAAAUGAAGAGUUUUGAAAGUGACAGCAGGAAAGAACUAACAUUCUUUUGAAGGCUAUGUUGAUAUGUUAGCACAUGUAGUCUACCUCCAGGCCAGGGGUCUCCAACAGGUAUAUCGCGAGCUCGCAGCCCACCUAUGAGCAGCUCGCCAAUCAAUUCUGAAAGUACAUGCAUUUUAUCAUAUUCCAUGCAAACUGUCAUAAACAUAAAGCUCCCGGCUACUAUCCAAUUAAAGCCACAUUGACAUUAUAUCACCCCUGGUUAGCCACUAUUGGCUUAAAAACCCAAACGUAACACAAUAUCUGCCAAUUAAUUUCCAGCAAUAUUGCCCGUCUGUCUGUUUGGUGCCUGCGUUUGUCUAUCACUCUGUAUGCAGCCAGUUAGCGAUGCUAAUGAUAACCGUCUUAUGGGUAGACCGAUGAAAGACUUUUCCAAAAAACCUUCUCAGUGAAAUGUUAACUGCAAAGUAGUAUUACGUGACAGAACUAUAUAAUGAAUAUUUGUAUCAAUUGGGUGGUGAUUGUUUUGCAAACUCUGCCAUGACAUGUUCUGCAGCAGUAGGCCACAGCAGAAACAUCCUAGACCUACAAAUGCCUCUCUUGCAAGAUGCGCGAUUAAAGUGGAAUUACUCUCAAAAUCAUAUUUUGUAUUUUCUUUAUUUUUUUUUACAUUGUCUGGUGUGAUUUAAAGGCACAGUGCAGUCAAAGUUAAGUUUUUCCUGUGUUUUAUAACAUAUUGUACAACAUCUGAUUAAACUUACACUGUAAAAUUGUGAAAAACAUGAUCAGUGUUAUUUCCUCAUAGUUGCUGGUUGAAAAUACAAUCUACACAGGACCUUCUAAUCAGCAGGUUUGCAUGGGCGGGAGCUUCGGCUUUCCAUGGUGACAUGACCAUGCGGUAAACUGGUUAAUAGACCAAUAACAAAGAGUUCCAAACCUCUCUGUCAAUAACAGCUAGUUUUCAGUUUUCCCCUCCCAACUCAGACCACUCCCAGACAGUCCUAGCAAAAUUCUUGCUUGAGAUUAAUGUUUUUGCUAUAAAGUUAUUUUUUGCCAAUUUUAAUGGAAAUCUAUUACAGUAAGGUACUUAAUUGUUACCCAGAAAUUAGUGAUAUUGAUAUAAAAACGGCUGCAUUGGGCCUUUAAGUAUUGACAUGGACUCAGAACAUCCAUUUUAAUUGUUUUUCUAUUAAUAAUUGUAAUACUGAGAGUAAAAAAAACACACAAAAAAACAAUCCCAAACCUGGAAUUUGUUUACUGAGAAAACAUAAUUCAGGAAAAUACUAAAUAUAAUUUUAUAGGGCCCCCUUAGAGUUGUUUAUUAAGCAUUAUUUGACCAGGUAUAUUGACAGAAAACACAUAUUGUACACCAAGGACCCGGGAAGAGUUGCAGGGUACAGUAGAAGAAAAUAAUGUGCCAAUUUGAAAGCUAUAAAAAAAAAUGUAGCUCGCAACAUGUAUUUUGUUUUUAUUAAGUAGCUGUCAUGCUAGAAAAGAUUGGAGACCCCUGCUCUAGGCUGUAUUCCAAUAGGAUUUCACUGCUAGUGUUUCAUUUUCAUAUUUCUACAGUUAGGCUAAUCUAUAUUCCAAGCUCACACUUUCUGUCCUGGCAUUUCCUCCUUUUGCAUUUCUAAUUUUAUUUUCCUGCCUUGUCUUGUGUUUUCCUGUCCUGUCUAUCUCUCUUGCCUGCCUCUGCUUCUCUCUGUGCUGUGUCCAAUGACCCCCUCUCUCUGGCGCCCUCUGCUGUGUCAUUUGUGCAGCCCCCGGAGGACAAGACCUGGGUGUACUCCCCUCUGCACUACGGCAGUGAGUCUCAGACCUUGCCGGAUGGGGAAGGGGAGGAGAGCGAGACAGUAAGUAGUAAGAAUUACACCUCCCAGUACCAGUGUGUGUGGGCCGGCCCGACCGUCAUGCCCACUGAGUAUGGCGGUGCCAGUUAUGACCAUUUGGUUCCCCCUCCCUUCACCAUGCAACACCCAGCUCUCACUGCAUGCUGCUCAGUUUCUUCACACCGCUAGGUCUGUCUGGCUGCAUGUGGUUUGGCAACUUGGUACAUGUCUCCUCCGCCUAGGGUUGCAAAAUUCUGGUAGCUUUCCCAAAACUCCCAGGUUUUCCCGAAAUCCCGAUUGGAAGAUUCCCGGAAUCAGAAGGGUAUACGCAGGAAAUCCGGAGCCUCCCUACCAGGAUUUCUGGAGAACCAGGGAUUUUUGGGAAAGUAACCAGAAUUUUGCAACCCUACCUCCUGGCUCAUGCAUCACCGUUACCAGAUCCCAAACCCACACAGCUACAGUUGUCAUUGUCAUUUGUUUUAUUCUGAAACAACUGACCAACAUAUAAGCAUGUGCUUUGACACAUACAGUACAAAGCAGUUGGUCAGAUGAGUGGUGGCAAGUAUGGCAAUACAUUUAUUUGAUUUGUACAGUUCCUCUCUGAAACCCAAUAACUGUGUUUUCUUUGUUCAUAAAUCCAUAUAAUAUGACAUUAUUGCUUUCAGAUGGUCCUCUUUCAGCCACUCUGCACAAAUGAUCAGAAACGACUUCGUGUUAUGAGACCCCAUAAUUGAUCCCUUGGUACAAACUCUGUUAUAUUACUGAUGACUUCUAUUUCACUGGGUAUUUUCAGGGUGCCAAAUCCCAUGAAUGUUCUGUAAUUGAGAUUUUAGAUAAAUUAUAAAUUAAACUCUUAUUACUAAAGCUACUAUUAUGGCUUUGGAAAGCUAAGCGUGCAUAUUUCAUUAUAGGCUUCUAGUUUCCGGCAAGGGUUGGGUGGAGAUGGAUGAGAAAUCAUUUUGUUCUUAAAGGUACAUACAGUGGGGAGAACAAGUAUUUGAUACACUGCCGAUUCUGCAGGUUUUCCUACUUACAAAGCAUGUAGAGGUCUGUAAUUUUUUAUCAUAGGUACACUUCAACUGUGAGAGACGGAAUCUAAAACGAAAAUCACAUUGUAUGAUUUUUAAGUAAUUAAUUUGCAUUUUAUUGCAUGACAUAAGUAUUUGAUACAUCAGAAAAGCAGAACUUAAUAUUUGGUACAGACACCUUUGUUUGCAAUUACAGAGAUCAUACGUUUCCUGUAGGUCUUAACCAGGUUUGCACACACUGCAGCAGGGAUUUUGGCCCACUCCUCCAUACAGACCUUCUCUAGAUCCUUCAGGUCUCGGGGCUGUCGCUGGGCAAUACGGACUUUCAGCUCCCUCCAAAGAUUUUCUAUUGGGUUCAGGUCUGGAGACUGGCUAGGCCACUCCAGGACCUUGAGAUGCUUCUUACGGAGCCACUCCUUAGUUGCCCUGGCUGUGUGUUUUGGGUCGUUGUCAUGCUGGAAGACCCAGCCACGACCCAUCUUCAAUGCUCUUACUGAGGGAAGGAGGUUGUUGACCAAGAUCUCACGAUACAUGGCCCCAUCCAUCCUCCCCUCAAUACGGUGCAGUCGUCCUGUCCCCUUUGCAGAAAAGCAUCCCCAAAGAAUGAUGUUUCCACCUCCAUGCUUCACGGUUGGGAUGGUGUUCUUGGGGUUGUACUCAUCCUUCUUUUUCCUCCAAACACGGCGAGUGGAGUUUAGACCAAAAAGCUCUAUUUUUGUCUCAUCAGACCACAUGACCUUAUCCCAUUCCUCCUCUGGAUCAUCCAGAUGGUCAUUGGCAAACUUCAGACGGGCCUGGACAUGCGCUGGCUUGAGCAGGGGGACCUUGCGUGCGCUGCAGGAUUUUAAUCCAUGACGGCGUAGUGUGUUACUAAUGGUUUUCUUUGAGACUGUGGUCCCAGCUCUCUUCAGGUCAUUGACCAGGUCCUGCCGUGUAGUUCUGGGCUGAUCCCUCACCUUCCUCAUGAUCAUUGAUGCCCCACAAGGUGAGAUCUUGCAUGGAGCCCCAGACCGAGGGUGAUUGACCGUCAUCUUUUCUAUUAAUUGCGCCAACAGUUGUUGCCUUCUCACCAAGCUGCUUGCCUAUUGUCCUGUAGCCCAUCCCAGCCUUGUGCAGGUCUACAAUUUUAUCCCUGAUGUCCUUACACAGCUCUCUGGUUUUGGCCAUUGUGGAGAGGUUGGAGUCUGUUUGAUUGAGUGUGUGGACAGGUGUCUUUUAUACAGGUAACAAGUUCAAACAGGUGCAGUUAAUACAGGUAAUGAGUGAAGAACAGGAGGGCUUCUUAAAGAAAAACUAACAGGUCUGUGAGAGCCGGAAUUCUUACUGGUUGGUAGGUGAUCAAAUACUUGUGUCAUGCAAUAAAAUGCAACUUAAUUACUUAAAAAUCAUACAAUGUGAUUUUCUGGAUUUUUGUUUUAGAUUCCGUCUCUCACAGUUGAAGUGUACCUAUGAUAAAAAAUUACAGACCUCUACAUGCUUUGUAAGUAGGAAAACCUGCAAAAUCAGCAGUGUAUCAAAUACUUGUUCUCCCCACUGUAUAUGAAUCCAUUGACAAAUUUCAUGAUUAAGGUCCAGGUUACAUUUUAUUUGGAUAGUCUCAUAUAGAUGACCUACAGAUGGUUAUACUAUCAACAAACUAUAUGUUGAUAAGCAACUGCAUGCUAAGGUUAGGGUUAUUGUUAGCCUAGGUUUAAAAUAAGGGUAAGGGUUAAGUUUAUGUUUUUCUAUUUUUUUUAUUUAACCUUUAUUUAACCAGGUAAGCCAGUAAGUUCUCAUUUACAACUGCGACCUGGCCAAGAUAAAGCAAAACAGUGCAAUAAAAACAACAACAACACAGAGUUAAAUAUGGGAUAAACAAAACGUACAGUCAAUAACACAAUAGAAAAUCUAUAUACAGUGUGUGCAAAUGUACUAAGUUAUGGAGGUAAGGCAAUACAUAGGCCAUAGUGCAAAAUAAUUACAAUUUAGUAUUAACACUGGAAUGAUAGUUGUGCAGAAGAUGAUGUGCAAAUAGAGAUACUGGGGUGCAAAUGAGCAAAAUAAAUAACAAUAUGGGGAUGAGGUAGUUGGGUGGGCUAAUUACAGAUGGGCUGUGUACAGGUGCAGUGAUCCGUAAGCUGCUCUGACAACUGAUGCUUAAAGUUAGUGAGGGAGAUAAGAGUCUCCAGCUUCAUAGAUUUUUGCAGUUCGUUCCAGUCAUUGGCAGCAGAGAACUGGAAGGAAUGGCGGCCAAAGGAGGUGUUGGCUUUGGGGAUAACCAGUGAGAUAUACCUGCUGGAGCGCAUAAAUGUUAAUGACAUCGCCGAAGUCAAGGAUCGGAAGGAUAGUCAGUUUUACGAGGGCAUGUUUGGCAGCAUGAGUGAAGGAGGCUUUGUUGCGAAAUAGGAAGCCGAUUCUAGAUUUAACUUUGGAUUGGAGAUGCUUAAUGUGAGUCUGGAAGGAGAGUUUACGGUCUAACCAGACACCUAGGUAUUUGUAGUUGUCCACAUAUUCUAAGUCAGACCCGCCGAGAGUAGUGAUUCUAGUCGGGCGGGCGGGUGCAAGCAGCGUUCGAUUGAGGAGCAUGCAUUUAGUUUUACUAGCAUUUACGAGCAGUUGGAGGCUACGGAAGGAGUGCUGUAUGGCAUUGAAACUCGUUUGGAGGUUUGUUAACACGGUGUCCAAUGAAGGGCCAGAUGUAUACAAAAUGGUGUCGUCUGCAUAGAGGUGGAUCUGAGAGUCACCAGCAGCAAGAGCGACAUCAUUGAUAUACACAGAGAAUAGAGUCGGCCCAAGAAUUGAACCCUGUGGCACCCCCAUAGAGACUGCAAGAGGUCCAGAAAACAGGCCCUCCGAUUUGACACACUGAACUCUAUCUGAGAAGUAGUUGGUGAACCAGGCGAGGCAGUCAUUUGAGAAACCAAGGCUAUUUAGUCUGCCAAUAAGAAUGCGGUGAUUGACGGAGUCGAAAGCCUUGGCCAGGUCGAUGAAGUGAACAAUCACUCCCCCGUCCCGGCCCAUUAUUCUCCAUAGAGACACACACACACACAGAGAACCAUCACUUCCACCUAUCCCAGGGACAGGAGCUGCCAGAGGAAUAAGUGGAAUCAGAGCCUGUGGGCUAGUGGAAGGAGACUGUCUCCUGGGGUUUGUCUAUGCAUAGAUGAAAACAAAUGUAAAAACAGUCAUAGAAAACUGCAUUAUUUGGUUGUGUUGAGGGGAUGUUCAUAUGAGAGGAAAAUACUACUUUUCUCUUUUUCUACCCUCUUAUUUUCAGUAUGUCCUCUGACUUUCCCUUUAAAUUAUUGAUAUACCUUUGAUCAAUAGAUGUGCUUUGAUAAGAGUUAUACCUCAGUUAUAUCGUGCUGUGGGGGAAUGAAUCGAUUUUAUUUUACACUCUUGACAUGAUUAUGUUCUGAAGAUUUACAACUUCUAUCCGUUCUCCUAUUUCUCUCUUCUCUCUUUUUUUCUCCCUCUCUCUCCUUCCACCAACAGUAAACACUCCUCCGUAGAGCUGAGAGGAUGAUUCCGUGGAGAGAGGAGCCAUCAGACUGAUCCCCGGGCCUCUGAGUAGCAGGCAGCAGAAGCUUUCCAGUCCAGACCUGUAUUUUAAACCAUGGAUACAAAAACAAAACAGACUAAAUACUGGGAGGAAACCCCCUCGACAUCCCGUGGUCACAGUGGUGAUGAUA
Molecule: messenger RNA, 54215 nt
Organism: Coregonus sp. 'balchen'
Lineage: Eukaryota; Metazoa; Chordata; Actinopteri; Salmoniformes; Salmonidae
Source: the annotation of a GenBank genome assembly